CCCCAUAAAUCAUAUAUGUACCAGCACAUUCAGCUUCCUGUCUAUCCCAUUGUAUAUUCCAUUUUUAACAAAUGAAUGUACUCAUAUUAUUGUAUAUUUCUUUUACAUUUUAUCUAAUACAUUCCUAUAACAAUAUGUGCUCUUGUUCUUAUUUCUCAACUCAGUCUCUCUCCAACAUCAAUCAAAUGCUAGCAUAGAUAAUGAACCUUUACUGUAUUUUUGAACAUAUGUUUUAUAUCUAUCCCAUUUUUCCAUAAUUUUUUUAUUUGAAUUGCCUCUCAGGCUAUUUGUCAGCUGCGCCAUCUCAGUGAAUUCUUGUAGCUUAUAUUGCCAGGACUUCUUCUUCCUUCCACCCCUUUGCCACCAAAGUCCGGGCUGCAGCCGUUGCAUAUAAGAAUACCUCCCUAAAGGCCUUCGGGAUGACCCUUCCAACAAUGCUUAACAGAAAUGCGUCUGGUCUUUUUAAAAAGGUUAUUCCAAUUUUAAUGGUUUCUUUUAGCUGUUUUUUGUUUUAGCUCCAAGCUGUCUUGAGUCCGUGUCAGCAGCAAAGGCGGGGUAUAAAUAAACAAGUAGUUGUUAUUACUAAUAAUCCUGUAGUUGAAACCAUCAGGGCAUUUACAGUAGAGUGUUUUUCACAGCUCUCCAGUGAAAGAGGAUCGCUGCCUCUGCCUCCCAAAAUCCAACGCAAAGCAAAUACGGUUGGUUUGAUCUCAUAGCCCCACCUGGUGGCCACGCGUCUAAUUAUUAGUAGGGGGAAAGUAAGACAGGCAGACGACAGUCCGGGCGCUUGCACGCGAUCCUGGCGCGCCCCGGCUGCUGAUCCUAUGCUCGUUUACUUGGAAGCCAGCCAGCUCUGCUUGGAUUCCGUGGGAUCCGCUUCUCCGGAGGAGAGCUGGUGUGAUCCUGCGGGUGGGGGGGGGUGUUGCGCGGCUGCUUCAGUCCAGCGGGCAGGAUCGGGUCCCAGCGGAGGGAUGCGCGCACAAUGCGGUGGAAAGAGGCAGUCCGGGGAAAGUGCGGGCCACUUGGAGCACUUUUCUGCGGGCCGGGGCAGAAGAGGGCAAUGGCGCCAGGCAGAAAUCCGUCGGGUGCGUCCGCGGCCGCCCCGCGAUCCUCGGGUGGAGGGCGGUAUCUAAAGGUAAUUAACGGCAAUAAUAAGAACCAAAACUGGAGGAGAAGCGACGCCGGUUGCAAGACCAGCGCCACCGUUUUCCUUGCCUGCCGCCUUUCCACCGUUAGAGGCGGAUUAAGAGCCUGGAAACACGUUUGACAAAUAUCUUUUUCUUAUUUCAUAUUUGACAAAUAUAUUUUUAUUUUCAUAUUUUCUUUUAGGUCCCGUAUUUCUUUUUCAGUAUAUGCUGGUGUAAGGAUCAAUUUAUUUUCAUUUUUUUAUAAAUUUUAAAAAUGCAAUAAAGAUCAAUAAUAAUUGUAAUAAUAAUCAUAGUAAUAAAAAUAAUAAAUAAGAGCCUGGAAACAGAGCCGAAGUCGCCGUGAGCAACACCCUUCCCCGGCCAAAGGCAGGACUCCCCUUCCUCCCCCAUAAAACCCGCGCAUCUCUCGCGAUCCCCAGCAAACACGCGGAAUCCGCGUCUCUUUUCCCUUUUUCGCAAACGCGCAUGCGCACUCUCGGGCACCGGCCCCUCCUCUCCGCCCCCUCCCGUCCGGAGAGCCGGCCGUCACGUGACGCUGAAAGCAGCCGGUUGGCGGUUGCGGGAUUCCUCCCCCCGCCCUUUUCCUUUCGAGAAACUCCCUGAUCCGCGCCGGGAGCGAGCCGCUCUGCCCCGAGCCCUCCCCUCGUCUCCAUGGUCUCUUCGCCCCCGGCCCGCCCCUCGCGGUCACGUGGCGCCCUCGCGCAGGCCGGAAGGAGGCCUGACAGGCCGGCCCCCCGCCGUUGGCGGCCGCGAGGAAGAGGAGGAGAAGGCGGAGGCCGAGCGCGGCGAGGAAGCAGGAAGCGCCGCCGGGAGGGACGAGCGAGCGGGAGACGGAGCCAGGUGAGGGAGGGAGCGCGCGAGGGAACGAGCGAGAGAGCGGCCGGCCGGCCGGGGGGCCUCCGGGGUCUCCCCGCCCGCUCCCCCAGGGGCAGCCCCGCCCGCACCUGCCUCGGUUGCCUGGCAACCGCCCCCCCCCCAGGCACCUGCCGGGCCUGCUCCCCCCUGCGCGGGACGCCGAGGGCGGCGGCUGCUGCUGCUGCCAGCCCGUGUGGGCGUCCCCGAGGCAGCCCCUCGGGCUUCUCCUCCUCCUUCCCCGGCGGGCUUCCUUUCGCUUUCACGCCGGAGAGAGGAGGACGCGGCUCCCCCUUCUCCUCCCCCCCAGCCCAAACUUCGGCGAGCUGGAAGUUUGGCUCCUCCGCUUGGCGGGGCGACUCCGCCUCGGAGGGGCGACUGAGCUCUCGCUUCGGGCUCCCUUCCCCGCCCCGGGUCUCCCUCCCCCCGGGCCCCCGGGCUCCCGCUUGCCCCUCUGGCAGCAGCUGCCUUCUCCUCCACCUGCUCCCCUAAUCCUCCCUCGCUAGGGCCAUCUGCUCCCCCGGCCUCGCCAGUCUCCCGGCUCCUCUGCACAUUCUCCCCUCUCCAAGGAGGUCUCGUUUCCUUAUCGCGGCUGGGAUGGCGUCCCCUCCCUGCUUUCCAAAGUCCACCCACCUGCAAGGGUUAAUAAAGGAAAAGCAAAGGCAGCAGCAGCCUCACCUGAACUUUUGGGGGGAGAGGGGAUGCCAUUGUGGAUGUGGAGGUCUACCGUGGUCCAGGGAGGGGAGAGUUGCUGCUGCUGCUGCUGCCGUCCUCUGCUCCUGCUUGGGGGCACCUGGUUGGCCGCUGUGAAAACAGGAUGCUGGACUAGAUGGGUCCUUGGCCUAAUCCCCCAGACUCUCCUUAUGUCCUGCUCUCUGUUGCGUGUGGGAGCCUCUUAUUGCCAGCUUUGAACGUUUAUUUCCAGGCGCAUGUGUGGUGGUGCCGGGUCACACUCACCCCCCCCCCAAAGUGCACAAAUCUGAGAGGAGUGGUUGGGUUGUGUGCCUAAGCCAGGGAUCAGCAAACCAUUUCAGCAGGGGGUCAGUCCACCAUCCCUCAGACCAUGCGGUGGGCCGAACUAUAUUUGGGGGGAGAAAAGAACGAAUUUCUAUGCCCACAAAUAAGCCAGAGAUGCAUUUUAAAUAAAAGGACACAUUCUACUCAUGUAAAAACACGCUGAUUCCUUGACUGUCUGCAGGCCAGAUUGAGAAGGCGAUUGGGCUGCAUCCGGCCCCCGGGCCUUAGGUUGCCUACCCCUGGCCUAAACCCACCUGACUUCCGGUUAAAUUCAGUGUGAACUCAAUUGUGCUUGUCCUGAGUAGACAUGCAUAGGAUCAUGCUGUUGUAUUGAUUUGGUACUGUGUGUUUGAUGUUGCUUAAUCGUGUUGCAAUGUGUACUGAGUUUUAAAAGAGGCGUGGUUGCUGAGCAGCCCAACUCCCUUCUUUACCCUACAUUUCAGCAAUUGCUUUUCCCCCAUUUGAGAUGUACAGAUAAGAUUCUAACUGCCAUGCCCAGCAUGCAGGGAGCAUUGUGUGUGUCAUGGCAGACAGCUUCUGAGUCUUGGGGCUGUUCCGUGCAUGACAUUGCUCCCCAGAGCCACAAUAUCGGAACGGGGCCUUCAUGUUCAGGGGCAGCAGUCUGGUGAAUGCAGUGGGACAAGGAGGAAGGGCUGCUGGCCUUUUUCAUGCUCGGUUUUUACCACGGCAUGUUUUCAUCCUGUGGGUUGACUGGAGCUGUGUGAAUGGCCACAGUGGGAAUUGGGACCCCUUAUGAGAUGUUCUGGGUUCUGCUUCAGCAGCCAGGCUCUUUUUAGACUGUUGGAGCCUUUUCUUAUACUGUAUUGAGAUCCCCUCUUGCUGCAGGAGGAAAAAGCACAUGUGGAAUCCUCCCUGAAAUGUGACGUGAGGGUUUGUUUCAUGAGGAGUGCUGGGUAGUUGAGAGCUCUUUACGCAGGGUAAGAGUUGCACCAAAAUGACUAGUAUGAUGUGCUUUGAACACUUGGGUGCUGUGUUAUUCACAGCCACCUCUUCCAGUUUUUGUUUUUGUUUUAAAACUAUUUUAACACUUUUGCAGCAGGGCUAGGUAACCUAUGGUCCUCUUGCUGUUGCAGUUUCCCCAAGCCAAAUCUUUGGAAUGAGGGCAUGCAAGAAGGAAGAGGUGGUCUAUUAAGCUGCAGAAAUCGCUUUCAUAAAGGAGAUGGUUGUGGAAGUUUAGUACAUGCAGCUGUGGAGAUCUGUUUCUGAAGGGGGUGUGUCUGUUUACCAGCUUGUAAAAAGUCUUUCCCUUAUGGAAUGUGUGUUUGCCAACUCAGUGCCCUCCAGAUAUUUGUUGUAAGACAGUGGUGGGGAACCGCUGGUCCACGAACCAAACUUCUCCCGCCAACCCUCCCCAUCUAGCCUGCAAGGCCAUUUUGGGCAAGCCAGACACUUCCAUUGUUACACCUGAUGUCAUACAUUGCUAGGGCUUCAAAGGAAGAAUCGGGAGAUUAGAGUGAGCUCCCAACAUUCCUUUUGCUGGAGCCAGGCAUGCUCCCACUGCCCUUCUGCUGAUGGACAAUGAGAGUGGGCCUUGCUCCGGGAGCAGGAAACAAUUGAACAGAAACUGCUUCUCCCACCCAGUGCUGCUCCUUGAACUUCUGAAAACUGGGUGCACAAAGAGCAGUGUGAGGCUGCUUGUAAAAGGGCUUUCAAACAGCCCUGUGCUGUGCUUUGGAGUCCCAACAAUCGGGGCUUCUAAGCACAGCAUCACCUGGUGUCAUAGUGGUGUCAGGUGAUUGACAGGGUCUUGCUGAUAAAUGCAGUCCAUCAGGGAUUGGAAGGCCAGAAGAGGUCUCCUCCCUGCCCCGCUGUAGACAUCGCCUUGCUGCAUCAGGGAGAGGACUUUGGAAACUUUAAUUCAGCAUCGAUUGGAGGCAGUUGGUGGUGUCCUCAACUGUAUAACCUGGAGAUUUCCCCCCCUUUGUACCGUAUUAGAGAGAUUUCUCUCUCAUUCUGAAAUUGCCAGGAAAUGGUUUAGUUGUAGGAAGCAUUUAGAAAGACAAGAGGCUUAAUAAAAUCCAAUGCUUCAACAUUCUUGGACCGGGGGGGGGGGGGAAUCCAAAUUCCUACAUGCAGUAGUCAGAUUCUUAGACACAUGGACAACCGAGUGCUAGCCAGUGGCUCUUGCCCAGUCCUGUGUGUUGCUGAUAAAGAAGAAAUGGUUCGGGUGCUCAGUUCUUCCCCUGCUUUCACUGGUCCUUAACUCUUGCAGCAGCAGCAGCACUUUCCCUUCAUCAUCUUCAGCAUCUUCUGGUUGCAAAAGGCUUUUUUGAAAAAAGAUUUGUGGUUUUCAGUUAUAUACAUUUCAAUAGUUUUACAGUAACUUAAACAUAUCAAAACUUGACUUCCUCCUCUUUCUGCGGUUCCUUACAUUAUUUUUUCCCCCCAUUUCCUGCAUAUUCUAAAUUAACUUAUUUUUUCAUUCAUCUACUUUAAUUGUUUACUCUUAUGAAACUGCAGGUUAUUACAAUAACCCUGCCAAUUUGUUUACAAUUUGUUUGUAAAUAUUCAAUAAACCAUUUCCAUUUUUUAAUGUUAUCUUGAUUUCUCUCUUCCCCCGCCCCACAGUAAGUUUUGCCAUUUCUGCGUAGUCCAUAAGUUUUUGUAUCCAUUCUUCUUUCAUCGGGACUUCUUCUUUCUAUUUUUGGGUAAAUAACAUUCUUGGCGCUGUAGUAGCAUACAUGAAUAAAUUUCUGUACUGUUUAGGUAAUUCUGCCCCUGUAAUUCCAAAAAGAAAAUUUGUUUAAAAAUGCUGAUUUUUAAACAAAUGUUAUUUUAAACAUCUUUCUCAAUUCAUUAUGUAUCAGUAAGCUUUAAACAUACUGCGGGACCACAUAUGAUGUUGUUGUUUAGUCGUUCAGUCGUGUCCGAUUCCUUGUGACCCCCUGGACCAGAGCACGCCAGGCACUUCUGUCUUCCACUACCUCCCGCAGUUUGGUCAAACUCAUGAUGGUAGCUUCGAGAACACCAUCCAACCAUCUCCUCCUCUGUCGUCCCCUUCUCCUUGUGCCCUCCAUCUUUCCCAGCAUCAGGGUCUUUUCCAGGGAGUCUUCUCUUCUCAUGAGGUGGCCAAAGUAUUGGAGCCUCAGCUUCAGGAUCUGUCCUUCCAGUGAGCACCCAGGGCUGAUUUCCUUCAGAAUGGAGAGGUUUGUUCUUCUUGCAGUCCAUGGGACUCUCAAGAGUCUCCUCCAGCACCAGAAUUCAAAAGCAUCAAUUCUUUGGCGAUCAGCCUUCUUUAUGGUCCAGCUCUCACUUCCAUACAUCACUACUGGGAAAACCAUAGCUUUGACUAUACGGACCUUUGUUGGCAAGGUGAUGUCUCUACUUUUUAAGAUGCUGUCUAGGUUUGUCAUUGCUUUUCUCCCAAGAAGCAGGCGUCUUUUAAUUUCGUGGCUGCUGUCACCAUCUGCAGUGAUCAUGGAGCCCAAGAAAGUAAAAUCUCUCACUGCCUCCAUUUCUUCCCCUUCUAUUUGCCAGGAGGUGAUGGGACCAGUGGUCAUGAUCUUCGUUUUUUUGAUGUUGAGCUUCGGACCAUAUUUUGCGCUCUUCUCUUUCACCCUCAAUAAAAGGUUCUUUAAUUCCUCCUCACUUUCUGCCAUCAAGGUUGUGUCAUCUGCAUAUCUGAGGUUGUUGAUAUUUCUUCCGGCAAUCUUAAUUCCGGCUAGGGAUUCAUCCAGCCCAGCCUUUCGCAUGAUGAAUUCUGCAUAUAAGUUAAAUAAGCAGGGAGACAAUAUACAGCCUUGUUGUACUCCUUUCCCAAUUUUGAACCAAUCAGUUGUUCCAUAUCCAGUUCUAACUGUAGCUUCUUGUCCCACGUAGAGAUUUCUCAGGAGACAGAAAGUACCUUUUUUCUCUUUGCAUUUCCAACACUUAUUCGAUUUUGAUUUAUACAUUUUUUGCCAGUUUACUCAGUGUUAGAUACCAUGUAUAUAACAUUUUCAUAUAGUUUUCUCUUAAACCAUAGCAUGCUGUAAAUUUUAUAUCCGUAUUCCACAAUCGUUCCCACACUUCCAUAACUAUAUUAUAACCAAUAUCUAUUGCCCAGCGUAUCAUUGAAGACUUUACCUGCUCAUCCUUUGUCUCCCAAUCCAAUAAUAUCUUAUACAUUUUUGGCAGCUCUUUUACAUUCCAACAGAUCUCUCUCCAGUUGUGAUAUUUGUUCCCCAAACCCCCGGGGCUUGUCUAGGUGGGCCUGGGUUGGAGAAAAGGCAGCAGCACCUGGGCAGGCUGCUUGGGACUUUAUUGAGCAUAUUCAGCCUUUCCUGAACCUUUGGCAGGAGACAGAAAGCUGGGAGGCAGAGGAGGCUUUCGUGCUACAUUCUCCCCUUUUGGGGGUUGCGAAUUCUGUUACAUCUUUGUGUCAGGGGUGUGAUAGCAUCAUUUGACUGUAUCUCAAUAUAGAAUUGUCCUUGGUGGCUGCUGCACAGCGCAUCUUUGGAUGAGAUCCCAGGAGAGAGGCUCGGAACAGUAAUUUGCUCAGGGACACGUGGAGGAGGGGUAUCAUUACUCCUUCACGCCGUUAAAACUGACUCUUUCAGGUAGCAGAGUGAAGUCACACCUUCAGUUUUAAUUAAGAGAAGAAGCAUUCCUCAGUUAUUGAAAACUUGUCACAACAGCGUUUUCCUGUUUUCCAUUUUCUGGAAGUAGCAAGGGGUAACGGUGAGCCAAUUAAUUAGGGUGUUGUGGAAGAUACGGCUUCUGGCUCCCGUUAGAUUAUUAGUUUCGCUUUUUAAAAAACUUGACCACUUUCGCUUUUUGAAAAACUUGACUCCUCAUUUUUACCUCCAGGCAUUUGGCUUUAGCCUUAUCUGGCAAUUUUGGCACCCAGGACAGUGCUGAGGCUGCUAAGGGUUGUCUGUUAAGGAGAUAAUUUACAGUCAUACCUUUGACCCUUGGGACUUGGACUCCCGAAUGCCGCAAACCUGGAAGUGAGUGUUCUGGUUUGCGAAUGUUCUUUGGAACCCUAAACAUCCAACGGAGCUUCCGCGGCUUCUGAUUGGCUACAGGAGCUUCUUGCAGCCAAUCAGAAGCUGCGCUUUGGUUUCUGAACGUUUUGGAAGUUGAACGGACUUCAGGAAUGGAUUCUGUUCGACUUCCAAGCUACGACUGUAGUGGAUUUAGACCAGGAGUGGGUAACCUGGGGCGGGGGGGGGGCGGGGAGAGAUGCUGCUGGGCCCCCAGCUGUCCUUGAGGCCUUGAGGUGUGGGUGGGUGGAAGAGACGUAAUGCAGAACACCUGGCGAGGUGAGCCAGCCUGGCUUUAGGCCCUUGAAGGUCAUACUAGCAAAUGAAGCUGUAGGCUGCAUUAAAAAGCCCUUAGUCUAUUUAAUCAUUUGAGUCGUAGCCUAUUGUGAUUGAUUAUGCUUGCAUAUGAGUAAGAAUAGUGUUUCUGAAACAUGCGAAAAGAGAGAGGCUUCUGUUAAGAUGAAUGUGUGCUGUGACAUUCCUCAUCUCAGAGACGUUCCUUCCAGCCUGUGAGAAAAUGAAGCAAAUAAAAAUUAACUUAGUUUACUACAACUGUUAUUAUUAAAUGUUAUUAAAUAGGAAGGGAGGCCUUUUCAUUUGGAUGUUAAUCCCCAUUUAACUCCCCAUGGAAUCAACACUUAUUGUUCGCUUCCCAUUUCCAGGGAGCUGAGGUGACUCUCCCACUUUUCGGAUUCCUGCUUUUGAGCUCUCCAUGGGCAUCUGGUGGUGGUCGUUGUUGUUAAAUUUCUAUGCUGCCCUUCAUCUUAGGAUCACAGGGCUGUGGACAAUAUAAAAGCACAAAAAUAUAUAACCUAGUAACAGACAAGAACAGUACCCCACGCCCAGUUUAAAAGGCCAUAGGCAUAGAUUAUUUAAUUAACCAAAGGCCUGGGAGAAGAGGAAUGUUUUUGCCUGGUGCCUAAAGAGAUGCAACGAAAAUGCCAAGCGAACUUCCCUGGGGGGGAGCAUUCCACUGCGGAAAAGCCCCGUUCUGGUGUUGCCAACCUCCGGACUCCUCACAGACACAUCUUAUGUUCUUGUUCUUUUAAUACAGUGCUUCUAGGGGGAGGAUAAUCCAAAGGCAUUUAAUCAAUAACUCAGGGGGGGCAGACCUGCUGCCCGCCAGGUGUUGCUGGACUUCCAACUUCUGCCAGUCCCAACCAGCAUGCCAGGGGUCAGGGAUGAUGGGAUUGCCCCCCCCCCAUUGGCUGCCCUUGCCAUAGCUGGUUAAACGUUUCUGCUGUUGUAAACAAAAAUUGCCCUUUUCCCUUAUGGGGUAUCCAAGAGCCCAUAUAGAGUCCUUACAUAGGUUCCCUAUUGGUAGGAGAGAAUUAACAGAGGCCAACCAGAGAAGCGGCCAACCAGAAGCGGCUUAGUCAUGCUGGCCACAUGACCCGGAAGCUGUAUGCCGGCUCCCUUGGCCAAUAAAGCGAGAUGAGUGCCGCAACCCCAGAGUCGGUCACGACUGGACCUAGUGGUCAGGGGUCCCUUUACCUUUACCUUUAACCAGAGAAUAUUGAAAAGCAAAGUAGCUAGUAAACUUGAUCUUUAUUGAUCUGUUGCAACAGGGUGCUCUCCUCACCCGCAGGAGAGAGGAGGAACCCAGAAAAAUGGCGUGCAAAGCCUUAUAAAGACUUUUGAAAUUGCCACCCUGUAGAUCACGACCACCCCCAGAAAUAUCAAACAUACAUCACAGAAGAGGUGUAACCUAAGACCACCCCUCAGAUACAUCACACCAAAAUCAUAAAAAGGCAGUCUAAAACAGAAAUUUUGAAUGUUGUUUAUCUCCUGUCUGGCAGGUUACUUGAUUGGAUUUCCUGGGGAGCCUGGCUAGUCUUUUGUAGUGAUAAAUACUUAGUUCCUGGGCCAGGUCACAGGCUCACACCCUAUUCAAACACAGACAUACCCUUAAGACAGGAUUUGUGAAGGAAAAGACAAUGGGGAGGCUUUUCCAUUUUCCUUUGACCUUGCAGAGAAAACAUUUGGUCAGUUUGGGACAGUUUGGGAAUCAAAUGGUUCCAGGUCGGUCUUCCUGUGCUGAUCUAUGUACAUGCUUGGUUGGUACGCUUAUGAACAUUACUAUAUAUCCAAGACCUCAAAAUUCCUAUCACACUGCGGCCUUUCUGGUGAAGAGCAGGUUGCUCUUGUUCCUGGCUGCCGCUGAUCCCAGGCCCCCACAUCCAUUGGGAAAGCUAAUGAACCUGUUUGGCUGUUCAGGCUUGUGUUCCUGGCUGCUGCUCAGAACAAUUUCUUCCUUGCUCUGAGGAGGCAGCAGAACUUCCGCAACCCAGUGCUUUGCCCGGUCUGUGAUUUGGCUUGCCAGCCAUUCCAAGGUGGAGCUGGAUUUGCAAGGAGGGAGAUUUUGACAAGUGCUGGUCAUAGAAUUACAGAAGUUGUAGAGUUGGAAGGGACCCCCGGGGUCAUCUAGUACAACCCCCCCUGCAAUGCACAAAUCUUAGCUAAAGCAUCCAUGGCAGAUUGCCAUCCAACCUCUAGUCCAGGGGUUGGCAAAGUUGUUGUGGCUUGGGCUCGUUCAUGGUCCCGCAGACACUGCGGUGGGCUGGAGUGCACAUGCGCACAUGCAUGCGCAAAUGCUAUUUCCGGCGCUCCUUCCAGCGCAGAGGAGGCGUGCGCAGCUUCCCACUGGCUGCAGGAGCUUCCAGCGUCACGGAAGGCGGUCCCUGCUCUGCUCUGUGCUGGUUUAGUGUGGCGCACGGGAGCUGAGCGGGUGGUGGAGGUCCCCAAGCCGGUGGCGGGGGUCCACGGGCCGGUUAAACAACCCCAUGGUCUGCUUGUGGCCCAUGGGCCUUAGGUUGCCAACCCCUGCUCUAUCCUAACUGGAGGGUGGGCUUUUCUUGUGCCAGAAAACAGGAGAUUGCAGUGUUGCCUCUGGCAUAAGGAGAAUGCACAGCAGUACAGUGGAACCUCGUGUUACCUACCAUCGCCCUUGCGAACGUUGCAGGUUACGAGCUCCGCUAACCUGGAAGUAGAUGCUCCUCGUUGCGAUCUUUGCCCUGGGAUGUGGCGGUAGCGGGAGGUGCCAUUAGCGAAAGCGUGCCCGCGUUAUAAGUGGUUUAGGAUUGAGAACGGACCUCCAGAAUGGAUUAAAUUCGUAACCGGAUGUACCACUGUAUCUAGAACAGGAAAGCCCAGUCACAUUAGCACAGGGGACUGUUGGUGGACUGUGAUAUUUAGUUCUAACUUAUUGAUCAAAUACACUUUUUAAAUGAAGAACAGCUAUUUUAUUCAUUUUUUAAUUGUAUUUAUAUUCCGCUUCUCAGGUGGAGCUCAAAAAGCAGUUGCAUAUUAUUAAUAUAACACCAAGCAUCCAAUUUUCUAAAAGUUAUAAAAGGAUGGUCCUUCAGAUGCUCCUGUUUUAAAAUUUUAGGGUACACACACAUAGCAGACACACACUCCACAGAAAACCUAUCCUUCAUCCUUUAAAAUUUAGGAAAUAUUCCCUGAGAAAAAUAGACAUUAUUUUAGCACACAGAACAGUCCCCCAAAAGCCCUCUUGGCUCUCUUAAUUACUCUGAAUAUUUCUUCUACAGAAGGAGAUAUCUUGGAGAAACCUUUCCCAGCAGUUACUUACAAAUCCUGCCUUAAGGGCAUAUUUGGGUAUGAAUAGGGUGGGCCUGUGACCUGGAUCCAGGAUAAAGUAUUUACCAUCUCAGUGGCCAGACUGCCCAGGUAAUGCAAUCAGUAAAGCAUUAUCAGGUACCUUGGCAGACAGGAGAGAAGCCAGAAUCAACAUUUCUAUAGGAGACUGCCCUCCUUCUGUGAAGCAUGUAUGAUGCUUUUUGGGUGGUCAUUGGUUAAGGGGUUGAAACAUGCAAUCUGGCCAAAUGUUUUCUCUGGAAUUUUUGUUACAAUCAAUCAUAAUUUGAUUUUGGACCAUUAAUUAGCACUUUUGUCGCUCUAACCCUGAGCUUUUCUAACUUAGCUGCUGCCAGGUGGAAAACAGGAGAUAAUCAUACUUGGCGAUCCUGGUAUGCCUGUGUGUGGGAGGCUGGCAGCAGGCAGCUCUCCUAGGUUUGCAAAUGUGAUUAUAAGAUGGGCUUUCAGUUUGUGUUUUUUGCAGCAUGAGGACUAGAAAUUUGUUUCUGAUUUACAGCCAGAGGUGCGAUUUACAGCCUAGUCCUGCACAUGCUUACUUGGCAGUCAGCCUUCCAUGGCUUACCCCUGGGCAAAUUCUGUAGCCAGUAAUAGAUUCUGUGCUUGCCUGGUGGAUCUUCAGGUAAACGGAAGUCCUGUUUGUGGAUGGAUUAGCAACUGCAGGUGGGAUUUCUGCAUAUUUGUACAAGGAUUUCCUGGAUUUCUCCCAGCAGUUGCCUACCUCUCAAUUAAAACCCAGCUGCUCAGAUUAAUAAGAAAAUGAACCUUGUGUAAACUCUGUCUGGAGCAACCUCUACCACGUGGUGAAACCAGAGGUGUGAACCAACUGCUCACCUUGUCCUUUGCAGGUGCUGUUGGCAGAGUGAGUGCCAUGCUCUGGAGCUCUUAGCUUUCUAACAUGGCAGAGGGAGGUGGAAACGAAGAAGUGAUUGACUUGAACAGUUUCCGGAGCCACCGAGGGAAAGGUAAGGAAAACAUUCCUGGUUCUUCCAGGUGCAGCGCAUGAGGCUGCUGCAGGGGUCAGCAAACUUACUGCGCCUCGAGCCGGUGUCUCCAGCGCCGAUCGUGCGGCGGGCCAGAGGGCGGGGGAGCUCGUGCCCAUACGCAUGCACACACGCUAUUUCCGGCGCACUUCCGGAGCACCAGAAAUAGCUUGUGCGCAUGUGCACGGGCCUCCUCCGACCUGGAUGUGCACCAGAAAUAAUGCUUGUGCAUGUACACAAGCUAUUUCCAGUGCUCCUCUUCCGUUUGUGUACGAUUUUUGGAAGCCAAACAUCCGAUGCAGCUUCCGUGGCUUCUGAUUGGCUGCAGGAAGUUCCUGCAGCCAAUUGGAAGCUGUGCCUUGGUUUUCGAACCAUUUUGGGAGUCAAAUGGACUCCCGGAAUGGAUUAAAUUUGAGAACCAAGUAUGACUGUAUUAGUGUUCUGUUGUGAACCUUCAGCUGAUAGGUAAGUUGUCUCUCCUUUCUCUCCUUCCUUCUUUCAGAUAGAAUAAACCACAGAGACGAGGGGCUUAUCACCAUAUCCGACUCCUCGGAUGAAGAAUUGCCUGUGAUGCUGGACAUUCCUGUUCGCCGGCAGUGGGAGGAUGAGGAAGACGACGAUGUAGUCAUUCUGAUGGAGGUAACUCUUUGGCCCUGGCCAUCCUCCAGUGUAGCAAAAAUUGAAAUUUGUGUUAGGCUUAGUAUACAACCAGUAUGGUCUCCCCAUCCCAGAUGUAUGUUUAAAACGGAAUAGUUAUAUGUUAUUUAUUAUUUGAAACUUUUUAAAAUCUGGCAUUGAUUUAGUUAGCUUGACUCUCAUUGUAACAGAUGCAUGAAUCCUCCCCCGCUGUAAGACACAAAUCGAGCCCCCGUCUAAUAUUCUGGAGUUGUUCUCACUUGGCUUCCAAAACUUUGCCCAAGUGAGCUUAGCAGGGCAUCUUAAAAUGUGAGGAUGGUGGGCUGCCCCCUGACAGCUCAUCCUAGAAUUUUUCAGCUAUUUCAGGUAGCGGCUCUGUUCUGCUACUACCUUGAGGAAGCACAACAUUUUUUGAGCAGCAAAACAUGCUUUUAAAUACCCCUUAACACCAGCUGCCAAAUGCCUCCCUGAAAGGGAGAAAAUCCACUUCUUAAAAUCCUGCUUGUUAAUUUUCUUUCAAUGUGAGCCCACCUUAGCAGGAGCAAAACGAGGAAAUGCUUACUCUAAAUCCUAUAUAGCAGUGAUGGCCACACUUGGCCCUUCAGCUAUUUUGGGACUACAACUCCCAUCAUCCCUAGCUAACAGGACUAGUGGUCAGGGAUGAUGGGAACUGUAGUCCCAAAACAGCUGGAGGGCCAAGUUUGGCCAUCGCUGCUAUAUACAGUGGUACCUCGGUUUAAGAACAUCCCUGUUUACGAAUGAUUCAGUUUACGAACUCCACAAAACCAGAAGUAAUGUUCUGGUUUGUGAACUUUACCUCGGUCUAAGAACAGAAGUCGAAUGGUGGAAGGGCACCGCCGGCAGGAGGCCUCAUUAGGGAAAGCGUGCCUCAGCUUAAGAACAGACUUCCGGAACGGAUUAAGUUUGUAAACUGAGGUACCACUGUACUUGCAACCUGAAGUAACCUUCCAAAGAAACGGCUAGCCUAACUACGGCUUAAUAUCCUUUUAAAGACAGGAGCGAAGAAGCUUCUGCGCUCCAAUGUGAUCAGACCAGCGGCUCCCUGGCAGAGUGCGAGCAAGUCGGGGGAAGGAGGGUCCAAGGGCGACGUGUUGCCAGGGCCCCACGAUGGACAGAAGGCGAGGACCCCUCCUUCCCCGAGGCCGCCUGGCGCUUGGCGGAACUGCGCGAAGGCCGCUGGCGUGGCGCUGGGACGGCAGGAAAGCGAGAACGAGGUCUUGGAACUGCCAGAAACCCCGGAGCCCGUUGGGCCGAGGGGGGACGGCGAUGGGGCUGUUCCGGAGCCUGGUCCCAGCGUGGCUCGGACGAGAGAGGCGAGACCCGGCGGCGAGAAGGAGGUCAUCAACUUGGAGGAGGUCUUGCCCGCUGAUGAGGAAGGGCAGGAGCAGAGGGAGCGAGAGCUGCAACCGAGGCUAGCACCGCCCCUCGGAGGGACUGUCCGGUGCAUCCAGGAGAACAUGCGGCUGGACCACCCGUAUUUCCAGCCGGCUGAGAAGGACGCAGGCCCCGUGGUCAACCUCAUUUCUCCCCAGCAAGGGCAGAGGGACAUGGACCUGGGCCCGCUGCCCAGGGCGUACCAGGAGGAGAUCCCUGGGCCUGCCUUUCCCAGGCCGGAGCCUCCGCAGGACGGGAUCCCAGGCCCCGCCUCCCCCCAGCUGGCUCACCCACCGGAAGAAGAGGGAGGUGGGCAGCAGGCAACGGUCAAUGAGCAGGCGGGCCCCUCUUCGCCAGCCCGAGGGCCCCCCGAUCCUGGUUCCAGCGACGUUCCCAAGCAAGGCACUGCUCCUCAGCUCGACAAAGACCUCUUUGCUCUUCUCAUCAGGGAAACGGUGAGUGUCGUUGUCGGGUCUCCUUCAUAAGUGUGGCACUCGUCAAGAAGAGGUAAUGACAGCGCAAUCAUUUUCCCCCACUGUGAUCACUUUGGCUUCACUGAAUGGGAUGCACAUCAUGUGGAAAGCGCUCUUUUUUUAUUGGUUUUUACACAUAUUUUCCAGCAUAACAACUCCAAAAAAAGAGAAAAAAACAUGACAAAUCUUUGGCUGUCACAGCCUUUGACUUCCCUCAGCCCCUUCUAACGGUUUUCUAAAUCCUUUUCUGGUUUUGCAUUUUGUUACUAUACUUAUUGUUAUAAAUCAAAUCUUACAUCAAUUAAACUUAAUCCUUUUCACAAUAAUUUGUAAAAUCUUCCUACAAAACUUCUUGUAACCCUGCAAGCAAUAUUAAAUAAUUACAAUUGUCUUUCAAAUAUGACAUAAUUUUUUUCUAGCCCUUUAGGAAAAUGUGGUCCUGCUGGUUUCAAAUUUCCCCUGUUAGUUUCGCCAGCUCAGCAUGGUCCAUCACUUUCAUUUGUCCCUCUUCUUUUGUUGGCAUUUCCUCCUGCUUCCAUCGUUGGGCUAAUAGUAUUCUUGCUGCAGCGGUCGCAUAUAAAAACAUUUUUUUAUCAUUCUUGUGAAUUUCUGUACCUACCAUUCCAAGUAAAAGCGCUUCUGGUUUUUUUGAAAAUGUAUAUUUCAACUUUUUAAAAUGUCAUUAUAAACCAUUUCCCAUAAGUCUUUUACUUUUUUACAUUCCCACCACAUACGGUAAAAUGUGCCCUCCUUUUCUUUACAUUUCUAACAUUUGUUAUUUGUUUUAUCCAUUUCGGUUAGUUUUACCGGUGUUAUAUACCACCUGUACAUCAUUUUCAUUAUAUUUUCAUUUAAAGCACUGCAGGCAGUAAAAUUUAUUCCUUCUUUCCAUACUCUCCCCCAAUCAUCUAUUGGUAUAUUGUGUCCUAUAUCUUUAGCCCAAUGUAUCAUAACUGAUUCUACUUCUUCAUCUUCCAUGUGGAAAGCUCUUGCCCACGUCAGCUUUCCAUGUGCUGCCCUUGUUUGUGUGUCAGGGAUUGGUGUGCCUAGCAGAUGGGCAACAGAUGUGAGCAAAUGCGCGUGACCAGGUGCACAUGGAAAGCCUUUGUGGGCCACAUCUUGUAUAAAUCUUGCCUCAAUUGGGCAGUGUUCAAGCUUCCUUCCUUCAGUGAAUCCUUUGAGUUUUUGCCACAAGAUCCUUGUUUGUGGUGCAGAGGGUUUUGCAUCCUCCGGCUUACAGAAUCGUAGAGUCACACAGUGGUAGGCACACUAAUUAAUAAAAAAAUAAAAAAGUCUGGAGUAAUAACUCUUGUGUGUUGCAACACAUUUUGCCAGAGUGUAGGCCAGGAGUUGGGGCCUGUGGCCCCUCCAGAUGAUGUUGGAGAGCAUCUCUGAUGUCUGGGAGGUGUUGGGAACGAACCCAGCACCACAGGGCAGGCACUCCUAAAGCGACUCCUUAAGAAGGAUGCUUCCUUGCGACACACUUUUUUUUUACUUAAAAACAUCAAUUUUGUGAAGUGAAACUGGUGCUGCUUCCUGGUUCUGGUUGAUUGGUACUUUCUUCUUUUUUGGCUAAUUGAUGAUGUAGCUGCCUAAUUGGGCCUUUAAUGCAUUAAACUAACGGAUCAACUAAAACUUGUAGCUUCAUGCACAACAUUUAUGGCAUAUCUUUAGGCACCAGGCAAAAAGGUUUCUCUUCAAUGAGGCAUUUGGCCGAUUAACAUUCUAUGGAUUUUUAAAUACAUCUGUGGGAGGAGGGUUAUAGGUUUGUUUUGCUUUUGUUUUAUCAUGCAUUUUGUGUUUUCGUUUUGUACUUCUAUGUUGUAAACCACCCUGUGAUCUUCGGGUGAAGGGUGGUAUACAGAUUUAAUAAAUAAUAAUAAUUUGCUCUGCAUUUCAUUGCAUCUAGUCUAAAGGUUUCUGAUAAAUUACAUUUUUACAGUAAUGCUGCUUUCUCGGCAUCUUCCCACAACUGAGUGUCCUUUGCUGGUGUACAGGUAACACAGUGGGAACAUUUCAGUCUAAAACCGCCACUCUGUUUGCAUGGAAAUAUUAUUUCCAGCUCUCGUCACCAUAAAGGUGAAGCUUUUCCUGAACUGCUUAUCAACCAAAAUGUGUGUGGUUUUGUCUCUCCCCCCCCCCCCCAAAUCCAGGAAGCAAGGUUCCCAGAUGCAACCAGAGAGUACAUUGAGGAUCUAAUACAGAAUAAAAACUGCUGUGACUUAAACAUGUAAGUAUGGAAGCUUUUGCGGCACACUUACAAACCAGUUAGUAGCGAUACCCAAAAACUUGUGGGUGCGUCCUGCUCUCAUUAACUGGUCACGAUCUGGAGCAACCAUUAUGGCUUAGCCUACCCGGGCUCUAUGGGUCAGCAUGGCACAUGGCCCCUUGCCAAUCCCGUCCUUAUUCAGCUAUCUUUUGCGAAAAGAGUCAGCAGCAAAACAGGUCCUGCUUCUUGAUAGCCUCCUCUGUAUUCCAGGCUUAUUUUGCUUCUUGGUUACCAUGGGGCCAAGUUAGAUGUGGCAGCAGAGGAAGCCAGGAUUUACUCUUUUGUGUUUUACAUCUGUGAGAAUGGGCUUAAACUCGCAAGUUGUUCUUCUGAUGUACAGCUGGGUACUCCUUCCCCGUUUGGAAAAACUCUUGAGUACAUAAAAAUGCUUGCCUCCUUUUGAAUUCCUUUCCCCCUGCUGCUGCUGGAUCUUUCUUGCCCCUGGUCUGACUCUUGCCUGCACCCUGUUGCAUCCAGCUCUCUGUUUCUUUCAUUUGCUGCUGCUGCUGCUGUUCUGAGGGCUGGUGGGGAGGGCUAUAUCCGCCUGCCAAGCCCCCAGGCCAGCUUUCCCCAUCCUGGUGCCAUCUAGAUGUUGUUGGAUUCUAACUCCCACCAACCCCCUGAGCCAGCACUGCCAGGAAUGGUGGCAGUGUAGCUCAAAGCAUCUGGAGGGUGUCAGGCUGGGGAAGGAAGCACGAGUGUGUUGGGAAAAGCUGGGUCAAGUAAGUUGACAGCCCUGGCCAAGCAAUGGUCUCCUCUUGCUUUUGCAGACUUUGUAAUUUUCUUCUGGAAAAUCCAGAUUAUCCAAAGAAGGAAGGCAGAGUGGUUUUAAAUCCAAAUAGCAGCCUCCUCUCCAGCCCAGAUGAGACAAAGGUAAGUGGCAAGUUGUAAGGUUAAUCAGAAAUUAUGAAGUCCCUGCAAGGAGGCUAUUUGAUGUACGUUAGGCAGGACUCAAGGGACUUCAGGGAAGGGGCAGAGGAGGUUAAAAGGUUGAACUCUUAGCACACACAUUCUUGCCAGCUGCUGUGAGGUGCAACCCAUCUCUUGCCAGAAGUCCUUCCUCAAGGGAGCGGAGACCAUGGUCCAAGAAGCCUAACCCUUCCUGACGGCACCACCUGUGCAGCCAGUGCUGUACUUCCAAUACUUUCCUCUCUCUUCUGGCUUUCAACAGGAAGGAGGGAUGAAUAAACCACCUGUGCCCCAAGCCUCUUCAGCUUCCUGCCCAGCGUCUCAUAGUCCCUUUCUAUACAGUGGUACCUCGGGUUACAGACGCUUCAGGUUACAGACUCCGCUAACCCAGAAAUAUUACCUUGGAUUAAGAAUUUUGCUUCAGGAUGAGAACAGAAAUUGUGCUCCGGCGGUGUGGUGGCAGGAAGAGGCCCCAUUAGCUAAAGUGGUGCUUCAGGUUAAGAACAGUUUCAGGUUAAGAACGGACCUCCGGAACAAAUUAAGUGUGUAACCAGAGGUACCACUGUAUGUUGAAGGCUGUGUGUGGCUGUAUCAUGUGUACCCAACAUGAAUCAGAAGGAAGGGACUGUGGUCAGUGGGCUUCAUAAGGCUUGGCAACUUCUUUGUCACAUCGUGAAUCUUUGCACCUGGAAGACAGCACACCUCCUGUGACAUCCUGUUACCUCCUCACUCCUGCCUCUGUCCCCCUCAGUAGGGAGUCCCCUACCAGCCCCACACAUCUCUCCCUUCUCUGGGAAGUGGCAGGAAUUGUUCUGUACGCCGUCCCUUCCAAAGCCACCUUGGGAGUGUUCUAAGGUCUGCAACUGCUGCUCUUGCUCCUCUGGCCCAGAACCAGAUUGCUGGCAGGGUAGGAGUUUUGGGCCUCUAACCUGGACAUAUAUCUUCCAGUCCCUGCAUUUGGGCCAGUAUAAUGAAUCUUCCCUUCUAGCCUAUUGCAGCUUAUCUAGAUAUAUAUUAUGAGGAUAGGUUAGGGGCAGGAGUCUUAUGGCUCAAGAGUUUCCUACUCCUUCCUCUCAAGUUGCCUUUUCCAGACCACAAUUCCCUUUCUCUGAGAUCAUUUCAUUGGAAGGUAGCAGAUUAUUGGCAUACUCAUCCACUUCAGCCUUGGAUCCGAAGGGCUCAUAGGUCAAGAAUAGAAAAUGCCCAGUUCACUACCUUUUAACCUCACCUCCGUUGCAAGGUUGUUUUGAGAAUAAAUGUGGCUGGGGGAGAAUCUUGAGCUUGCUGGAGGAAAAAUGGAGUGAAGCUUGAAUAAUAAUCACGGUAAACUUCCAAGGCCAGACGAGUGUGCGCUGACUCUUUCCCCUUCCCUCCCUCCCCGUUUCCUUUUUUCUUCUUUCUUAGGUGCCUAAAGUGGACUACUUUGACUUCUCCAAACUUGAACCACUUGAUCAGCGCUGCUUUAUCCAAGCGGCUGAUCUCCUCAUGGCUGACUUCAAAAUGUUGAGUAGCCAGGACAUCAAGUGGGCGCUGCAUGAGCUCAAGGGACACUAUGCAAUCACGCGAAAGGUUCCUUCCCUUCAUUUCUUCUCUCUCUUUUCCCCUACCCCAAACUGCUACAACAAUUUACUUGACUCAGUGUUGGAAGGGAGAUGUACAGCCUGAGCGUACAAGAAGUCAAGCCCCCUGAGGCACCAAGGCAUCAUCAUUAUUAGUAGUAACAACCGCCACCACCACCACCAUCAUCAUUCUACCUGCAUAUUUGUGUAUCCAUCUUGACUCGCUGCCUUUUCCUUCAGGCCUUUUCGGAUGCCAUCAAAAAAUGGCAAGAACUGUCUCCUGAAACCAGUGGGAAGCGGAAAAGGAGGAAGGAAAUGAACCAGUAUUCCUACAUAGACUUCAAAUUUGAGCAAGGUUGGUAGCUGCUGUCUGCGCUGGCUCUCAGUGGCCGCCCAGGCUCCAUUCAAGGUGCUUCUUGCUGCCAUCACUGUGUGUCAAAAGUAAAGGUGUGUGGGAAGAAAUGAGCAGCAGCACCAAGAUGGCUGGGAGAGGAAUCGGGUUGUGCUGAUGCACACCCACUCUGGGGACAACAAGUGGGAAGGAGGGAGGGAGGAGCAGGAGACCAGGAGGCAGCUCUGUCUACUGUGUUCAGGUUGGCUCCAUUUGACUACUAUUUCUCCUUGCUGCUGCUGCCGCCUCUUCCUGCUCCUUCACCCAGGGAGCCUCCCGUCUUGGCAGGCCUGUCAGCCCCCUGCCCCUUUCUGCAGCCCCCCAGCUCCCAUGAAACAGGAGCACUGAGUGCCGGGAAUGUGUCUCUGUUCUUUCGCAAAGGGAUGGCCUUUACCCCUCCGCCUCGGCUGAUGCUCAAGCCAUCUCACAAAAUGGAAAACCUCACGGCAGACGUAAUGAGCACACUUAUGUAAUUUGGUUGGGUUUAUUUCAUUUGCAAACGAACGUGACUUUUGCCUGCCAGGCGCAAGGUUGAAAAGAACUUUCAGAGGACUAAAUCAUUUUUCUUUGUGGAGAUGAUCACAAUAAAAAAGGCAUAUGAAUAGACAAGACUUAAAGAAAGACAUACAAACAGCAGCAGUAGAGCACCCAGAAGCUGUCAACUCAGCAAAAGCUUUGCUAUGUAAAAUAGUCCUUACCUGCUGCUUUAGAGAUAGUGCCAGGUAUAUGUGCUUGGGAGAGCAUUCCACAGUCCGGGUGCCACAACAGAGAAGGCCCUGUCCCUGGUAGCCAGCCACUGACGUUCCUGUGAUGAGGGCCUCUGGUACAUGAUAUCUGCCCACAGUCUCUGAUGAUUGCCUCCAUUCAGAGGACAGCAGUCCUUCAGGUCGGCUGGGCUCUGUGAAUUGUGCUUGGAGGCAGAUUUUAAGCUGCACAUGGAGGAUUGGGAGGUGCCGGUGCACCCAGAAUUCGGGGACAGGUCCUUUCCAUGAAAAGGCACCUCUGAAAUUCCUUGCAAGUCAGAAAAGGCAAAGUGUGCCCCAUCCCUGUGAACUUCCCCUGGGUGGGUUGCAGAAUUAAGCCCCCAGGAGCUUAAUUCCUCUGCUUUUCACAUUAUUGGGUUCAGUGAUCACACCAAUCAACUGCCUGAAAAGAACAUGGCUGGCAGCCUAGUUCAUGGCUCCAUUGGUGUCAUGGAAACCUCUUUUAAUCUUGAGGGUGGCUGGAUUGUGACGUGGUAAUUGCAAGAGUGGGAUGCUGCUUCCACGGUGCCUCUCCUCCUGCUCCUCUCUGUGAUCCUGUGCCUUUGCUCCUCUGCCUGGGGCAGCCCUAUUUUCCAGUCACAGGGAGGGAACGGGGUUGGGAUGAGCCACAGUUGCAUCCUCGUUGGCUGAGGCAAAGUUGUUGGGGUGGUUGUUGUUUUUUUUUAACCAAAAAAUAUUUUUAUGGAGCUGGGGCACAGUUGUUGGAAGAGGCAGAUUCCUGGGCAACUGUGAAUUCUGGUCAUAUCCGCAGCAUGUUGCAACCCGUGUUGUCAGGCCAUGACCAUUUCCCACACCCUGCUGGAGUUUAGUCGGAGGGGAUGAGAUAAGAAACAGAUGAAGGUUGGUUUAUAAGGGGAUGGUGCAUUGCAGAGGGCCCUGUUUUCGUGGGUGGGCCCCUUGCUCUCCUGUUUCCUCCUCAUUAAGGGCCAUUUGUUUCUUUGUUCGGUUUUUCCAAUGGCACUUCAGGCGACAUGAAAAUAGAGAAGCGCAUGUUCUUCUUGGAGAACAAGAGGAGGCACUACAGGAGCUACGACCCAUGCGCUCUCCUCCCAGCCGUGCAGCUGGAGCAGGAGUUCUAUGAGCAGAAGAUCAAGGAAAUGGCAGAGGUGAGCAGUGUGUCCCGUGCAAGGGACUCGGGGCUCUUUUGGCGGCCAAGACACCAAACAGUGUUUCUCAAAUUUGGACACUCUGUUGUUUGUUAGACUACAACUCCCGUCAUCCCUGACCACUGGUCCUGCUAGCUAGGGAUGAUGGGAGUUGUAGUCUGACAAAAGCUGGGGACCCAGGUUUGAGAAACAAUGCUAAGACGAGUUCUUCCUUCUUGGGCACCAACCACUAAUAUUUAGCCUGGGGAUUUGGGCAUGGCGAUGGCCUGGAUGGGGCUCAGUCCAGACAAGACAGAGGUGCUGUGGGUGGGCUGCUCAUCCACAUGGGUGAAUGGUAUUCAGCCUGUCCUGGAGAGGGCUGCUCUCCCUGUGAAGGAUUAGGUUUGAAGUAUGGUAAGUGCCCUCAGGUCCAACAUUUUCAUUCAAAGCUAUAUAGCUUCUGUAAUUUAAAGCAGGCAUCCCCAAACUCAGUCCUCCAGAUGAUUUGGGACUACAAUUCCCAUCAUCCCUGACCAUUGGUCCUGUUAGCUAGGGAUGAUGGGAGUUGUAGUCCCAAAACAUCUGGAGGGCCAAAUUUGGGGAUGCCUGAUUUAAAGCAUCUUUUAUCAGUUUCUGUUAAUAACAUCUGCUGCAGCCUUACUUGUAUGGAAAUAGUACAGCCACAGUUAACCAUGCUCUGGCAAUUUCCCACUUAGACUGCUGCAAUGUGUUGUAUGUAGGGCUGCCUUUAAAACUAACCCGGACACUGUAGUAGGUUUGAAACAGAGCUGCAAGUUAUUGAGUUACGCCCUGGUUGUGCUUCCAACUGGACCUGGGCCCAAUUUUUAAAGUGGUGGAUUUAACCUACAAAGCCAUCAAUAGCUUGGGCUGCCUGAAAUAUCUCCACCUUUUGCAUAUGCCUCCCUGAACCUUAAGGAGGCCCUGUUCCAGGUGCCCCUACCAAGUUGAGUGGGUGGCUGCCAUGGAGAGAGGGCCUUUUUGGUAGUGGCACCUCAGCUAAGGUAUAUCCUCCCCAGAGGGGAUUCUUUAGGAGCUUUCCAGUGCCAGGGGAAUACCUUCCUGUUCACUCAAGCUUUUUGGAAUCGAAGCUACAAAACUAUUUUAUGCUGCCUGUAUGCAAAGAAGCUUCUCCUUGUCGUCUUAUUUUUUAAAAUUAUUGAGUUGCUUCUUAAAUAUUUUGUUGUAAGCUGCCCAGGAGGAGUUUAUUGGUGGACAGCUUUGUAAAUCUAACAAAGAACGUGUUGUGGUGGCCCCAUGCUUCAUCUAGCAAGCAAGCUUGCUGAAUGUGCUCUGGGGGUGCCAGGAGGGUCACCUAACACAAAAGCCACCAGGUGUGGACAACCCUCUUUAAAUGCUCAUGAGAAUACACCUGGGAAUUACCUUGGCUGUGUCUGACACGGAGCCAUCCUUAAUAGUCUCAUCACACUGCUUGAAAAUGGAGAGUAGCCCUGAGAGUCCUCUGAAACUUUUAUCAGGGAUUUCCCAGUGAGAAGGUUCAGUAGUGGUAGUCGUCCCAUCGCAUUAGAAAAUGGUGAGCGGCUCAUCCAUUCUGGAGGUUCUGUGUUCAUAGCCCUGAGUGUGUUUCCUUUUUCUCUUGCCAGCAUGCAGAUUUUCUGCUCGCCCUGCAGGUAAACGAGGAGCAGUAUCAAAAAGUAAGUAGCUCCGUUAACACACACAGACACAGAGAGUAAUGUCAUGCCAAACUUGUACUGUUAAUUUUAGUCCUAUUUAUUAAUUUUAUUUCAUAGAAUUUAUUCACGGCUUGAUUGCAAACCCACCACCCAAAGCAACAACCCAACAACCUCAAAAGCGGUUUGCAAAUACAAAACAGUAAGAUGAAGAAAAAAAUGCAACUCUAUUUUAAAACAUACAAAGUUAAAACACUAAAACAGAAUGAAAUUGCCUUAACUUUCUAAGCAUCCGGGUAGGCUUGUCUAAAAUGAAUGUUUUUAUUAGGCGCCCAAAGGAAUGUGGGGAAGGGGCCUGCUUGAUCUCAAAAGGCAGGGAGUUCCAAAGUGUAGGCACUGCCACUCUUAAGUGAUUGAGUGUCUACCAGACUUUUAGAAGACAUCUGAAGGCAGCCCUGUUUAGGGGAGCUUUUAAUGUUUGAUGCAUUACUGUAUUUUAAUAUUUUGUUGAAAGCCGCCCAGAGUGGCUGGGAAAGCCCAGCCAGAUGGGCGGGGUAUAAAUAAUAAAUUAUUAUUAUUAUUAUUAUUAUUAUUAUUCACUUCUUACAAAGGCAGAAUGGGGAUUACGUGGCCCCUGUUGAAGUGCCACUCCUACCGAUCAAGGCAGCUGAGUUGGGCACAUGCUCACGCAAUCAGAUAUGCCUUUGAGGGGUUUCCCCCAGGGAGAUGCUCUCCAGAUCUUCUAGAUCAUAUGGAAACUGUAGUUCCACACAUGGAAGGUGCCAGGUUGAGGAAGGCUGUCUUGAGAGUGUGGGGCCCUCAGGUGGUACAGGUGCCUGUGUGAAACUGAUGUUUGGCAUCUGGAAUACAUGUCAGUCUGCUUUCUGUGUAACGAUAGUGCUAUGUGCUACAAUUUGAUUUUCAGUUGAGGAAAUCUGCUGAAUCUGACUGCUUGAGUUUUACACUGUGAGAACAGGAUACUGGACUGUAAAAGCCACUGGUCUGACUCAGCAAGCUAUUCUUACAUCAAUCAGCUGUGAGGUUGUAAUUUUCUUAACCUUGUUUUGCUGCACAGAGCUCCUUGAUCCGAUCAGAUUUCAUACCUCAUGUAUAAAGCCUGUGUGCGGCUUUCUCCUAGAAGCAUCUGGGGUGCAAAAUAGUGCCUGAGCUAUUGGUUUGAAGCCAUUGGUAUGUUUCUCAUACCACCAAGCGCAAAGUGCUUUUCCGUGAUGCACUUCCAUGCAGGGGGCGAGUGAGCAGUGCAGCCCGGAGGUGGGCCCGCUUGUGUGUCUUCCCUCCCUUCUUCACAUCAAGACCCAAGCCAUUUGCCUGGCCUGCAGGGUUUUCCAUGCAGGAUCAUAUUAUGGAAAAGUGGCCUUCAUGUGCAGGACGCCAUCAUUGACAGCUUGGAAGUGGCAAUUAACCUUGAGGCAUUGACUUGCAGAAUGGCCAGAUGAUCGUGUGUUGCUGUUGCUACGGGGACUUUGCGUUUGAGGAGCUGACUCAGUGCGCAGAUGGACAUUUGUUUUGCAAGGAGUGCCUAAUCAAGUAUGCUCAGGAAGCAGUCUUUGGCUCUGGCAAGGUAAGGAAAGAGAUCUCCUGGUUGCAUGAAACGGUUGAGAUUUUCAGGCCUUCUGACUUUGUCUUCCUUCAUGUCAUCCACUGCCGGUUUACUCUUGUCUCAUCCCACUCCUGGUUUUCAGCUCUGUCCACAUGACAUUGUUCAUUGCGAGCUGUUUCAACUGCUGCUACUUUUUUUGGUCAAGUGUCUUGUGUUGGUGUGAGUUGGACAGCCCUGGCUGGGUGACAUCCUCCGGCCGAUGAUGAUGCCUGGAGGAUGAAAACAUUUUGUUGUGGCUUAGCAGAAAGUUCCACCGUGAUGCAUGUGCAGCCUCCCAUAAGAAAAUGAUUGCAAAAUAACCGCCUGUCCCAGUUCUAUAUCCUAAAUGUUGCAAAGCAGCUCUGCAUGUUGGAAUGGUGCUGUAUAAACGACUGACAAUUAAACAUUGCUGAACUUCCUGUAAUCUUAGCCUUUCUCUGUCUUUCUCUGGUGCGUAGUCGGAGCUCAGCUGCAUGGAAGGGAGUUGUACGUGCUCAUUUCCAACCAGUGAACUGGAGAAAGUCCUUCCUGAAAACAUCCUGUGUAAAUACUACGAGCGGAAAGCAGAGGAGGAGGUGGCUGCUGCCUGUGCAGAUGAGUUAGUCAGGUGAGUCUAGCUCCUUUUGUCUGAGCCUCCUGGGGCAUUCUGAGGUUCCCAGCCCCCUUUGGCCAAUUCACACAUUACUCACCAGCAGCAGAUGCUAGCUUAGGAUCACGUGCGCACACAGUCCUGGCUCCCUGCUGCAGCCCUGUGGAAAACCAGGUUGAUCCCAUGUCUGCCUCACGGUAAAAGGUGUGUGUGUGUGGUCUAAUCUCCUUUGAAGUUCUGCUGGAAAGGAAACAGAAGAUCAGGAGAGUGAGGGAGACUGGCAGCAGACCUUCGUGGACUAUUCAGCGAGAAGUUAGUACAAAACCCUCAACUCCGCUCUUCCUUGGCCCACAGGUGUCCCUUCUGCAGCUUCCCAGCUCUGCUGGACAAGGAUGUGAAGCGGUUCAGCUGCCCCAACCCUCGAUGCCGGAAGGUAAGAGGUCGAUUUUUUAUUUUGCGAUUGGCUGGCGAUGCAACAAGGCAGGCAGUAUUUGAAGAAACAAGGCUCUGUCCGCUGCUGCCUGGUUCAGCAGUGUAUUGAGUGGGAAGGGGAGCUUGGGAUGGAGUUCCUUGCAGGGGCCUUGUUUCAGGCCACAAGGUCUCUUGCGAGGGGUCUUGGCCAAGAAGAGUGCGUGCCAAGCUGAGCUUUUGAGGUGGCAACAGCUGCCUGAGGAAGCAAACUGUUGGAAGAGGGAUUGGGGGUUCUUGGCGUGGCAGAAGUCCCAAUAACCCAAGGGGCAGCUUCGUGUGCAGUGUCUUCUGUCUAUUUUGCAGAAAUAGCCCUUCAGGUGCUCUUAACUGGUGGGUGCAGUCCGUGUGCUACGCAGUGCACCCUGGCCUCUUCCCACGAGGCUAGAUUUUGAGCCAGCCUGGUGCUGCUCUUGUUUUCUGGCUCAAUGCUGCUUCUCUGCAGAGGCACAGAGUGCCGAGCAGGCAGCAUACUGGACGAUGUGGGUCUGCGUGUGCGGACCUGACUGAUAGCUGCAGCCACUGGCAUAGGAGGAACCCAUCUCAAUGAACAGCAACAGAGAUUUGCUUGAAACCGAGAAAAUAUGAGAAUUGGAAUAUUGGAGGGUGAGAACCACUAGGUGGUGCCAUUGGUCUGUGCAAGGCCAGAGUUAAUCCUAUGUAAGUCUCUCUUUUCCGGUAGCUGGGAUACUCUCCCUAAAAGCGAGACAGAAUCCAUGGGGCUCUGCUGAGCCCGAGACCUUCAGAGCCUUUUGUUUAGAUGCCUGUCACAUUCAGGCAUUACUGCUGCAAGCCUUCAUCCAAGGAGUUCCCCUUGCAGCCCUGGAGAGAGCGCAGUGUGCAAGAGAUCGUCCGUUGAACUCCUAAAUGUAUGGGUGUCUGCUGAGGUCUCUCAGUUCCUGGAAUGCCCCAGGGCUCAUGAUCUUGGGCAUACCUGUUACCACAUGAGGAACUGUAAUUUCAGCAAUGUGGAGUUUCACGUGCAGAGUGGGCUUGGCGGCCUUGCUAGAGAUUCGUUGUGGUGACCACUUUUUCUUUGGCUUACCUGUCUCUCGCAUAGUGUCUGUGUUCUUUAAUUUCUUUGGCCAAAAAGGUGAGGAAAUGGCUGUGAACUAUUGCAAUUACUUUCUUAUUUGGUGUGGAAAAUUCAGUUUCUAAAAAUGCAUUAUGUUACAGAAUUUGUAAUAACGGUUUGCUUUUACAUCCAAAGCUACUGUAAUGAGCGAGGAUUGAAACAUGAUUUUUGGCACAGUUUGGACAUAGCAAACUCGGAUUAAACCGGGAAGUAAAUGCUUCCAAUAUCCUCCUGCCCUGGCAGAGCGGGAGGAAGCAUUGCCUUCUACCAGUUGAUAUUUAGGGCAUCUGAAAAUUAAGUAGGGGGAAGAAAUCCCAUUCAGAAUUCUCCAGAAAACCCACGUGGCUGCUGUGUAGCAUGACCCAUGACAAGAGGACAUGCAGUGGGGGGGGGGUAGUGGGCAGCUGAAAAGCCCUGAUGCAGCAGUGCAAGGCAAGCAAGUCUUUGCAGAAGAAGCUGCCUUUGCAGGGGACUUCCUGGAAGAAGGUGGAGCCAGAGGCUGUCUACCACUCACUCCCCUCUUAGCAAGCGGCAAAAGCCGUGUUGCGGUUACAUCCUGGGUUGUCUACCUGGGGCUCAUGUUGUAUGUCUGAAUGGACCCCUAGAUAUUCAGCCGGGACUUCCAUUACAGUGGUACCUCGGAUUAAGUACUUAAUUCGUUCUGGAGGUCCGUACUUAACCUGAAACUGUUCUUAACGUGAAGCACCACUUUAGCUAAUGGGGCCUCCUGCUGCUGCCGCUGCGCCGCCAGAGCACGAUUUCUGUUCUCAUCCUGAAGCAAAGUUCUUAGCCUGAAACACUAUUUCUGGGUUAGCGGAGUCUGUAACCUGAAGCGUAUGUAACCUGAAGCGUAUGUAACCCGAGGUACCACUGUAUAAUGCUGUUGGUCGCUGGAGUGGGUGGGUGGGGGGAGUGGUGGUUAAAAGCUUCAUUCAUCAAACACCAACAGUCAUGCACAUGCUACUUAAUGUCUCGUGCUGUACGUGGACGUCUUUAGACUCCAAAAGAAUUGCCUCCUGCCGGCUUGCAUUCUUCAAAUGCAUUUACCGUAUUGCAUCAAUAAUAACAGAUCUAAUGACUGGUAGCUGAAUAUUGGAACUCCCCCUCCCUGCUCCUUGGGUAGUAGAUGCUUGCUUGUUUAAUUUUGUCCCUCUCUUCUGCCAAAGAAGAAUCCUGCAGCAGUUUACAGGUCCCAAAGAGAGAGAGAGAGAGAGAGAGAGAGAGAGGAGAGACAAUCCCUGCCAUUAGGCAUGUCACAAAAGGAAAACAGAUUGGGAGGGAGAAGGAAAAUAGAGUACAAGUUCUAAUAACCAGGUGGAGUGGAAAAGUUCAAGGCGAGGUGGCACCAAAAUGUGGUUGGUCUCCUCUCCUCCCCUGCUGCUUGAAGCUGUGCGUGACUGUUUCCAGGAGGGAGGAGCCUGGCUGCUCAGAAGAGCUGGUGGUUGCCAGCCCCACAAAAGGCAAAAAUGCUGUGGCCGUGGGCAGGAGUGGCAAUUGUACCAGUGGUCGCAGCCAUGUCAGAACUUUCUAGGCAGGAGUGGCUCCGUCUGGCACCAGUGGCUUGUGGUUUGAUUUGCGACGUGUUCAAAUCAAAUUCCACCAAGUCCUAUUGUUAAUGGAGGAAUCCGAGGGCUCCCUUGGGCAAAAUCAAAGACACCAACCAGGACAAUUUGGAGCAAAACAGCAGCCAGUAGGCUUGGCCUUUAUUGGAAACUGUCGCGACAGGACUCCCACCCACAACAAGAUGAAGCAAAAUGGAAGCCCAGAACAAAAGAAGACCCCAACGUUUAUUAGUUACUAAUCCCCCAAACUACACCCCUAAGACUACAUCACAACUACAUCACAAAAAGGAGGGGUUGAGGGAGGAGUUGUGGAGGUAACCUGAGUAUCUUGUCACCUGGCUGGUUCCCCCUUUCCCCCCUCCCCAUGUGUACUUUCCAGGUGACAAAGGGGAGUUUGCAGUUUCCUGCCCCCGGAGGGAAGAGCUGAUCACUGUCCUUUGUUCCAGUCUGUGCUGAAUCCACUCCCAUAUGCAAGUUCUUUUGUGACCUUGAUGGUCUUCUGUCUAGGACCAUCAGGGUUGGCAUAGCAACUGGGCAGGGCUCCUGUGUAUGUGCUGGUAUGCUCAAGGGAUUAUGGCUGCCCUGUAUCAAACCUUCCCCAUUUUGUAGUCCUUCCUUCAUGGAGUAAAAUAAAAGUGGAACAGUGCAGAUCCGAUGUAUGGUUGAUUUUCUAUGAAUUUAUAACAGAAGCGUAGCAUAUGUAGUGUGUGAGUGAGUGAGUGUGUGUGUGUGUGUCUCAAGUUUGUACAAACUGAGUGAUUUGGGGGGGGGGUGUUUCCUGCAACACUAUCAGCCACGGUUGUUAAAUAGAACCUUCUCUGAGGUUCUGAUAAGCCUGAGGACUGGAAAGUGGAUGAUACAACACCAAUUUUUUGAAAUGGGAUCAAGAGAGGAUUGGAAAUCGCAGGCCUAUAGGCUUAAAUGCCUAUUUCAGGAAAACAGGAAGGCUCCAAUAUCUGGGAUUUCUUAGAUUAGCGAAGAGUUGGCAUGAUAAAACGAUGCCUGGUGUGGAGAAAGGGGAUAGAGAAAAGUUUUUCUCCCUCUCUGCUAACACUAGAACUCGUGGACAUCCUUGGAAGAGUCAGGACAAACAAAAGGAAGGACUUCUUCAUGCAGCACAUUGUUAAACUGUGGAACUCUCUCCCACAGGAGACAGGGAUGGCCACCAACUUGGAUGGCUUUAAAAGAGUCAAAUUCACGGAAGAGGAGACGGCUAUCGAUGGCUACUAGCCACAAUGGCUUUUCUCUGCCUCCAUGGGAGAAGGCAGUUUUACUUCUGAGUACCACUUGCUGGAAAGUGCAGGAAGGGCUCCUGCUUGGCUCCUGCUUUGCAAAAUGCUAGACUAGAAGGGCCAUGGGCCUGAUCCAGCAGGGCUCGCCCUGUGUUCUUACUCUCUUAAGUCAGUUGCCUUCGUGCCUUACGUAUUUGCCAGAAAGAAAGAGCGCCUUCUGGUUGUCCACUCUUCAAAGCUGAAGUCAGAACUUGGCUUUCAAGGGAAUUUCUAGAUACUGUUUUUCUCCCCACCCACUUCCUUGCUUGACAGCUGCAACCCUCUUCCAACCCCCUGGUAAAUUUAGAAGCCGUUUAACCUCUUAGUUCUCGCCCCCUAUGGAUGCUGGCGGUUAAGCAGCUUGGCUACCGCCCCCGCCAUUUGCUGCCCCAGAUGAUUGGCUUGGACACAGGGCACACACACGCCUGCUUGUUUCUUAAGCAGGCGGCGUAACUUGCUGACGGUGGCGGUUUCUUUGCCAGGAUUGUCUAUCCCCUUGCAUAUUAUGGGCAGAGGCAGCUGUCUGCUCUCCUUUGCAGUCUCAGCACAGGACGCUGCAGCGAUUCCAGCGAGCUGGAUGGUCGGGAGGUGAAAGAUCCUGUUGCCAUGGUAACAACCCAUCCUUGAAGGAGUGCACAGCAUCCCUUUGGGUGCACGGGGAACAGAGGCAGGUCAGAAGGGUGAGCGGCUUGGCUGCCUGCUUCUGCCAGCUCCCUUUUAGGCAGCCGAGCGCAAUGAGCUCUCCUUUCCUGUUGGCCCCUUAACCAGAACAGAGAUCCUCAGAGAUUAAUACUUUCCCUGUUUUCAUCUCUGAAAUCUUGAUGCUAUUUCCACCUACCUGCACAAUCUCUCUCCCACUCUCAAUCCUGCCUCCUUGCAUUCCCUCUAUAUGAACCAAAAUAAAAAAUGAGCGGGGGGAAUAGACAUUCUACAUACAAUCACCUAGGUGGGUGGUAGAUGCUUCCUAAGAGGUGGAGAAACACUUCUCUGCUCCUCCACAGUGUCAUCAUGCCAGCCUCUAAGCUGCACGGCUUCUCAGGAUGCGAGUGUUGGAAGGGACCUCUAGCCCAAUCCCUUGUCAUUGCAAGAAAUCGGCUGCGCUAGGCACUCCGGCGGGUGACCACCCAGCUUCUGUUGAGAAACCUCUGGACGAAAGGUCCUUCCACCCCCUGCUUCUUAGGCACGCCUUCCCAAGGCUGAUUAGCUCAUGCCAUCAGGAAGCUCUUCCUAAAGUUUCUCAAAACCCCGUUAUUGCCAUUUGAACCAGUUGUUUCGGGCCCUUCCCGUCCAUUCGGAGCAACAAGGAACGAGUGCCAUGUUUGUGCCUCUUCUGCUCCCUCUGCUUUCUGAUGCUUGUGAUGCCGCAGUUGUGUCCUGCCAGGAAGGGAGUCUGAAUGUCCUCCUUGCUUAGAAUAGGCAGGCUGGACACUUGUUGGGGAUGAUGGGAGUUGGGGUGCCCAGCAGCCCCCCAGUUCUCCAUUUCAGUAAAAGAAAAGAUGGCUGGUAUCAUCCAUGAUUGAUUUGCUUGAGAGGUUUCUAUGUUAACUGUCAUGGACUGGUUGGAUGCAGAAAAGUGAUGGGAGGCACCAGCUGGGGAACCCCCAAGAGAACCUCAGAGCCUGGGGGUGGUGGUGGUGGGAUGAACGGGGCCUUCUCUGCAGUGACUCCCUGUCUGUGAAAUGCUCUCCCAAGGGAAGUUCGCCUGGCACCUUCGUUAUACACCUUUAGGCGCCAGGCGAAGAUGUUCCACUUUAACCAGGCCUUUGCUUAACCAAUCAACAUCCUAUACCCUUUAAAAGGUGGCUCUUUUUGGGUUGUGUGUGUAUUGGAUUAUUUUAAUUUUUGUUGUUGUGAUUUUUACUGUGAACCGCCCUGAGACCUCUGGGUAUAGGGCGGUAGAGUGGUACCUCCGGUUACGAACUCUUCUGGUUACGAACGCUUUGGGUAGGGACUCGUCUAACCCGGAAGUAGCAGCUCCUGGUUGCAAACUUUGCCCCAGGACGCGAAUGGAAAUUGCACGCCAGAGGCCCCAUUAGCGAAAGUGUGCCUCAAGAUAAGAACGGUUUCAGCUUAAGAACGGACCUCUGGAAUGAAUUAAGUUCGUAAUCAGAGGUACCACUGUAUAUAAAUUCAGUAAAUGAAAUGAUGAUGUUGAGUGGCCAGAGGGAGAAGAGGGAGCAGACUGGGAGAAGGAGGUGUCGGAAGCUGAAGAGGCAGCAGGGCUUAGUGAGCUGGGAGAGGCUGGGGCAGAGAGAAGUCCAGAAUCAAAGACAGAAGCAGAAGGGCUGAGGCAGAGAUGAGACAGGUUGCUGAAGAAGCCAGGGAGAUCUCCCUACUGCUACUACCUGCUCCCUCCAUCCCCCAGUCUCCCAGAACCAGAAGAGGUCUGAAAAGGGAGAAGCAAUGAGAGACAAGAUGACAGAGCCUUAGGCUGCUGGGGGAGAAGUCUUAGGGAGCAGUGGGAAGUCCUCGCAUUGGUUGCUAUGAUCACUAGGCCUGCACUGUUUUGUUUCUUUGAAUAAAGGGUUAACAUCACUGGCACUGGGUGCUUUGUUUUAUUGCUGACCUAGGCUUGACUCCAGCUCCUGACCAGGGCUCAAGGUGGCCACAGCGCUGAAAGCAGAAAGCAGCUGCCCUUCCAGCUGUAAAUGUCUGAAUUGUCUCUGUAAAUGAUAACGUUACUGAAACACGCAGAGCCCCUGGGAGGAGCAACUCGCAGCCAGAAUUCUCAGAUUAACGGCUCACAAAGGGAAAAGCUUGGCAGGACAGCGUGACCUUCGCUUGCUGCCCGGAAGCAUGAGCGCAUGAAGCUGCCUCUUGCUCAGUCGGGCUGGGGGUCCGCCUCCCUUGGGGUCUCCGGCGGGCCUUUCAGCAAGAUCCUCCUGCCCCAUGUUCCUUGUAGCUGGGAAGAUGCCAGGGAACUGAACCCGGGGCCAUCUCUGGGCAAAUUGCCCGCUCUGCCCCUGACCUGGGGCUGCUGCCCAGCUCCCUGAGAUAGACACCUACAUACUGUAGCAGAUAACUGGCAUGGAGCAAAGGGCAAAGCAAAACACCACUUUGGAGAUGUCCUCAAGGGUGGAUAUUUCUCUCUCUUUCUUCUAACAAGGGCAGGCCAGCCCGUGUGACAGCCUCUGCUACCCUUCAGAGGUUUUGUCCUGCAGUUCCCAUGAGUUGGCAUUGAUGGGAGCUGUAUUCCAGAACAGCGGGAGGUUAGUGAAGGCAGCAGUGGAGUCUCAAACAGGGCUGGCCCAUACCUUCCUGUCAGCAGUCUUUUUAAAAAAAAAUAUAUAUAUUUUUAUUAAUUUUUGCAUAACAUAUUUAAAUUCAAACACGUCAUUCACCUCCUCAUUUAGGAUUCUAUGAAUCCCUUGACUUCCCUCCGCCCUUCCAUGGUUAUCAUUGUCAUUCUUUUUUUUUUCAUCUGCUUAUCUUAUUUUCUCUUAAUUCAUUAAAAAUAAUAGUCCAUUUCCCCAUAGUUUUUCGUACAUUACAAGCAUUACUCAGCGGUCUUCCUUGGCCAGAUCAUCCCCUCCCAGUUCUGAGCACAGGGACCAUUGCUCAAUACCCGUUUUGCAAUUCCCCUCUUCCUCCCAUGGCCUUAGAGGCAUCUGCCCAUUCUUGCUCUCCACUUCCCCUCCUGCUUUCUGGCGACACAUUUAUGAACACCCUCCCCCCCGGUCCGGCUUGCCCUCUUCCCCGAAAGCCUUGCUGAUGGGGCAAGAAUGGACAUGCUCUGUCGCCAGCUGAUUUCCAGUAAGAGCUGUGUGUUGUUCAUGGCGCUUGGCUGCCGCUUGCAUUCUGGCCAUCCUCCGGGGGUGAGGAGUCCGGUAGACCCUUGACGUUGCCUUCAUUUCCUCCUUCAUGGCUCUGUGCAGCUUCGCAUGCAGGCCUGGUCCAUGACAUUUCCCCGUCUCUGGCUUUUCGGAGGAAAAUGAACAUCCUGAGGUUGGGAGGGGGGAAGUUGUUCUGACAAGCAGGUGGACUUCUCUUCAGUGGCACCUAGCAGGGACCCCCAGGAGAGUCUCUUGGGUCUGUCCGCAGACCCUUUCGCUGGGGGGAAGAGGACAAGUUCUUCCUGCAGUGCAUCAGGGUCCCUGGAUGCCCUGCCUUGUUUUCCCUUCUUGCAUGGGCAUGUAGGCAGCCAUUUGGGUUGUGUGUGUGCAUGUGUGUGUGUGUGUGUGUGUGCUGAUGCUGCCCCCAGCCUAACAAACGGGGUGAAGUCGGAGGCUGUAAUGCUUCUGAACGCCAGGAGAGGAGAGUUCUCUUGCACUCUGGUCCUCCUUGUGGGUUUUCCCAUUGAGGCGUCUGCUUGGCCGGGAGGGACACUGAGCCGAUCCAGCAGGAGCAGGCUUUUCUCUCCCCCUUUUCUGCGUCCCUUACGGCAGCCCAUUCAUCUUGUUCUAAAGAGCUCAAUGGAAACCAUUUGCAGAUAGCUGCUCCCUCGAUUCUCUCCCUUGGUCACACGAGAGUGUGACACAGCCUUGGGGCGGGGGCAGGGCUGUGGGCAUCACGCCGGCAGCAUUGGAAAUGGGCUUCAAUCCAUGUGCUGCUUGCGGUGUUUAUUCAGCUCCCGCCAGUAGCUUACUAGGCAUUUUCAGAUGCAAGCCAGGGGUGUCCAGCGUGCAAUGCCUCCUCUCUCUUCUGCCCCCUCUGACUUCCUUCCUCUUUCAACGCCUAAGUGGUGGUCGCCCUUCUGAAUCGGGUAGCGAGGAACAUGCUCCAUUGACUCCUUGCCAAAACCACAACAAAUGGCAAGUUUCCGCUGCCGUGUCUCUUUGCUCUUGCUGCUGCUGCUGCUGCUGCUGUUGCUGCUGCUGUGUAGGCAGUUUUCAUUUUUCUACCAUAAAAGGGCAGUGAAAACUCAGCUGCUGCUGCCUCGGUAUUUUUCAGCAUGGCGGGUGAGGAAACGAAGGCAGAGAGGAGACUGGGCAGAGGGGGGCAACUGUGCCGCUGGGGCUGGUGCAGGCCUGUGCCCCUCUGCACGUGGCUUGCCAAGGAUGGCAUGAGAGGAGUGCUGAGCUUCUCCGGAGAGACGCUGCAUUGAAAUCCGUGGGUUUCCUGAAGCAGGGAAAGUCCCAGGCCUGCCCCAAGGAAAUGGGUUCUGCAGGCAGGAUAACCCUGGCAAAUGAGGUGCAGUUCCUGUUUGGGUAGCAGAGCUUGUUCUGCUUCUAAGAUCCGGGUUUCAAAGAGUAUGGAGGAGGAAAGGGUGGGAAGAGGCAGAUGGGCACCAGGUUCAGUUUUUGAGGACUCGGUGUUAAGCCCCUGGAAGACCUGUGGAGCUCCCCUCCGACUUCUGAAGGCAUCUUAACGUUUCCCAUACGUGCAGAGUUGGUGAGCAUAGCGCCCAGGUCUACAGGAAGUCCCAAGUUUGCUUCUGGCCUUUGCUAUGAACUCAUUAUGUAGUCCUAGGCAAGCCACAUUCUCCCGCUCUGCUUCAGGCCACCCCCAUAAGCGGUGAUGAUACUUCUCUGCCUUGCAAGGUUGUCAGGCAGUGAGCAGUGGUUGUUUGCUGUGCCUGCGGAAAACGCGGUCCCCUAAAACCGGGUUUCCUCUCUGAAAUGUGUCUCUUGGGUUCAUCUUGUGGCUCCUGUCAGCUUCUGGGGAACCAGAUCAAUCCCGUCCGCAGGGAAUUGGAGGUGCUGAAUCAGCACAAAGGAGUUCAUGAAGUGGGAGGGGAAGUGUUUGUAGAGGGAGACCUUCACUGAGUGUUUUGCGAGUGGAAGGCUUGAGUUGAAAGGCAGGCUCUCUCACCCUUCACCGGCUUCCAAGAACUGAGCUACCUGCUCAGAGCAAUUACCUGGUGCCACCUUCCUUGGAAUCCACUCCUUUCUAGCCCAAACGCGGUGACUGAACGCUUCACUUAAAGGAGCGUUUAAUGAUGCUCUUCCCUCCUUUCCCCCCUGCAUCCCAUUCCGCUUCCUUCUGAUAUGGUACAGUCUCUGCAGGCUGCAUCAUGCCGUUCUCCUCUUCCGACUCACUUUAAGGACAAGGAAAAGGUCUGUUUGGAUUCUCCCACAAUGCUUUUGAAUCCAGGUUGCAUUGGAAGCCCAGAAAUGUUUGAUAAAUGGGCUCCUUCCAAAAUGUGCAGUAAUAAAGUAAAACAGAUUUGGGAACUGGCUUCUCUGCAAAAAGGCAGAUGUCUCCUUUGACUCUUGUCUUUUUUCCUCUCUCCUCGCCCCCCCCCCCGCCCCCAAUUAUCUGUGGGUCUUUGUUUACCCACAGCUUCCAAAAGCAGGAAUUCUCAAACCACUGGUGUAAAAAUAGACGAUGCAAGUUUGGGAAUCCAGCUCCCUGUUCUCUCCCCCCCCCCCUCCUGGCCUUGUGCCCCUGCCAUAUAUAGCCAUACCCUUCAGUCAGAAGAUGCUGCUGCGUUAUGCCUGUCAGCUUGGAAAUAUAUCCAUAAGAGGCCAUGUCUGUCUUUCCAGCUUGAACCCCCCCCCCCAGGCAAGUUAGAACAGAAAUCGGGCGGAAAUUCUUUUGUUGCAGUCUAAUCAGUCAGAGGCUGUGAAUGGAGUGGGGGUGGGGGUGGAUGUGGGUGAGUGGGAGGGGAGGGUAAUGCUUUGGCCCCACCUAUGGCCCGUCUAGGCUGCCCUUGACGUACAGGUCCCCCACCCCUGGUCACAAGGCCUCUGUUCAUCAUGAGGCUUUGGGUUUACAUAAAACCAGAUUCCCAGAUGGGGGGGGUGUUGGAAAGAGGUGGGCUUCUCAAGUCUGACCCUUUCCAACCUCUCUAGCCUUUUUAUUGGCUGGGCAAUGGGUUAAGUGUUGGGGUCUGGCUUUUGAGACUACCUUCUGCAAUGCCCCAGAUUGCUGUUGGCUGGAAGAUGCGCUCAGUCUGUUGGAUGCAGGGAAAGCUGCUUAGUUCCAUCUCUUCUAUAGCGGCUGGAACGUGCCUUUUCGGUUGAGAUUCCUGCAUUGCAGGGGGCUGGACUAGAUGACUCUUGGCGUCCCUUCCAACUCUACAGCUUCUUAUUCUAUGUUCCAGCUCGUUGACAGGUGCUCCAUUUCCUCAUGGCCUGCCAUGCUAGUCUGUACAAUCUGUGUUUGAGCAGAGCAACAGGCAUGUUGAGCCCAACCUGCGGCCUAGAGAUUUAUUCCAGAGCAGAGUGGGAGCAUCUGCAGAGUCGCCAGCAACCGCUCUGCUCUGGCUCCUGUAUUACCUAGGGCAGAGGCAUGGUCUCCCCAUGACCCUCCAGGUGUCUCUGGACAACAACUCCCACCUUCCCUGUCUUUGGCCAGGGCGGUUGGGGUCCAGCAUCUGGUGGCCCAGGCUUGACCUAGAGCAAAGCCAUUUCCGUUGGGGGCAGGAAGUUAGCAGACCUUCCACAGGAAGUUCCACAGACUUCGUGGAAUGGGCAGCUUAGGUUGUGAUGGCUUGAUAGCCAGACAGCAGUCCUUCUGGUCCCCGAUCCUGCUUCCCUCUGUGGCCCUCCACAUGCUUCUGGGAAACCCACAAGGAAGACAUGAGGGUCAGGGCCACGCCACAUGCACAUCACACAGAGGCAGAGCAAGUUCACCACAAUCUGCCUGGCAAGGAGCUCCAAGCUAUUUGCCGCGCCCUCAACGGACAUAUCUUGCAUGGCACGAGUGUUUUGGCACACACUUUGUCUACACCUAGAAACCUAACGUGUGAAGCAGCUGGGAGAGUGCCUCUGUGUCUGCCUUUGGGGUAGUGCUUUGGGACGCUUGGCCUUGUAUGUGCAGCCUCAAAGCAGCGCUGGUCAGAGGCUAAGUGCAGGCCACUGUGUCUGAUGUCCAUCUUGGAGCCUUUUGGAGUUUGUUUCCUAAUUUGGUCACAUCAUGAGCCAGGCGAUCUUGCCUAACCUCUUCCUUUAGGGCAGCGGGUGGGUGUGUUUGAGCAGGGAGGAGAAAGCCUCCCUUUAACAUUGUGGAGGACAAGAGGAAAUGUUACUCAUGGGAGAGGACCUCAAGGUUCGGUCUUGUUCUGAGUGGAAUUAACUCUUAGGAGGUGCUUUUUGCAACUCAAAGCCAUCUUCAUGCUCAGCACCCCCCCCCCCAGUUCUGCAAAAAACACAGCAGUUGCCUGGGGACAGGGGGUGGGGAUGCAGCUGGACCAAUUCUGGAGGUCAGAGGAGCUUUUCAGCAGCCAGAGUGUAGUGGGUAAGACUCACUGUAGGUAGGUAAAUUGGUUCAGAUUUAGCUUAUACUAGUAGGAAGACAUUCAGUGUUCAUUUGAAGAGCAUUUGGAACUCUAAAAUUGGAUGGUUGACUGGAGCUUGCCCCACAAAGCACACAGCACAUCAGUUGAACUGCACCUGCCUCCAUUUCAUUUCCAGGAACCAGGUAAAAGCCUUGACUUUGACCUUUUAAAAGUCUGAAUAGUUGAGUCAGGGCCUUGGCUUAUUAGGGAGCAAGAUGGUUUCAGGCAAGUCACUCACCUGCUGUUUAAUAAAUCAUUCGACUAUUUCUACAUAGGCAGCAGGAAGAUUUACCGGUAGUUGCCUAGACUAUUACUUCAGAAUACAGGCUGGGGACCCUAUUAGUAAUAACUUUUCAAAUUAUUUAUUUUUUAAACCACAAAACUGCAAGUAGAAAGCUAGCACGACAGAGAGAGGGGUGGGCUAGAGACAUUCUCCAAACUCUGCUAAAUUUCAGCAUGUGCCUUCCUUCAGAUUGUCCCUCCCAGGGAAGCACCAAAAUCCGUGCCCAUUAGACUCCCCCCCCCCCCCCGCAGCAGUCUGCCCAUGGCAGCUUUUAACCUUGAAGCCCCUCCGCCCCCCAACCUUGCUAGUCAUUCAAGCCAAGACAGCUAUUGCAUUAUUAAUGGAGUUGUAGCCGUCUGGCUGUAAUGCUGACUUUUCAGAUUUGCUGUUUGUGAUCGGAGGACGGAUCAGCCAAGCUGGGGGAGCAAUGCUGCUGGAAUCAGCUGCUGAGCCCGGAUGGAAGCACAGUGGGAAUGUGGAACUAGAGCACCCAAAGGGGCUUUUGGGAGCAGCUUAUAUUUGCUGCUUGAAAUCAAUGCUGCCUCGGCUCAUGCGUCUACUUUUAAUGUGUGUUUGCAGUAUUUAUUAUUAUUUAUUAAAAAUUAUAUACCGCUCUAUACCCACCGGUCUCAGGGCAGUUCACAAGAUAAAAACACAAAAUACAUAAUCAAACUAUAAACAGAAACACCCCCCAACCAAAUAAAAACAAAUAAAAAACACAAUUAAAAAUGAAUUUUUCAAUUGAAUGUAAACAGGACUCUCUUCUGGGCAGCAGCAGUCCCUUUGAGGUGUAUCUGACCUCCACCCUAGGCCUGGUGGAGAGAGGCAGGAGCAGGACCCUCAGACUCUCAGCAGGUAUUCCUUCCUUGCAGGACAGCAGCCAUCCUUCGGUAGUCUGCCAAGCCCUGCCGGAGACUUGGUGGACUAGGGCUGGGACUCCUAUUUCCUUGGCCGAGCGCUUGCCUUCCUACGCAGAAGUUCCCAGGUUCGAUUCCUGGCAGCUCCGCUUAAAAGGGAUCGGGACCUGGGACCCUGGAGUCAGAGCAGGCAGAACUGGUCUAAAUGGCCAGAGAGUCAGGCCUUUUACGAGGCGGCGUCCUCCACAUGCCCUGUGGCGCCAGCCCUUUUGGGGCAGGCCUGCUCAAAGUCGUUCAGCGUGUGAGCAUGGCCAUUCUUGUGCGCUGUGCAGCCCACUCUUCUUGCUCUCUCUCUCUUUCCCUCUUUGGGGAGGGCCAUGUUAGCAUUUGGGGAGUGUGAGCUGGCUUCAGGGUUCUGCAAUGCAAACGUCUGCUUAUUUGUAGCGGCAUUUACGUGCUGCCCCCUCAUAAGAUGUGAAAAGGAGGUUCUGACUAAACAUCAGGAAGAGCUUUCUGACAGUAAGAGCUGUUUGACUCUCGUGAGAGGUGGCAGACUCUCCUUCCUUAGAGGUUUCUAAGCAGAGUUUGGAUGGCUGUCUGUCAGCGAUGAGUACCGUAUUUUUCGUUCUAUAGGACGCACAUUUUCCCCUCCAAAAAUUAAGGGGAAAUGUGUGUGCGUCCUAUAGAGCGAAUGCAGGCUGCGCUGCUAAGCCCAAAGCCAGAACAGGAAGACGGAGCACUGCGGAGCACUCCGUCUCACUGUUCUAGUUUGGGGACGGCUGCGCGCAAACCUCUGCAGGGCAGCGGGGCGCCGCGCUCCAAAGGCUUCAGGGAUCUUUGAGGCUGGCGGUGGGGGAAAGCAGCGCUUCCCCCCACCGCCAGCCCCACAAGCUCUGGUGAAUGUACCUUGAACGCACCUUGUUUUAGAGGGGGAGAACAAGAAAAAACUUUUUUUCCCUGUUCUCCCCCUCCUAUGGUCUGGUGCGUCCUAUGGUCCGGUGCGUCCAAUGGAGCGAAAAAUACGGUAUGUCUUCCGUAUGUUCAAAUUGUCCUUAGAGAGGAAUAUUUGGUCUCUUGAUCUGAGACACUGGAGUGGAUGACAGUUGCCUUAUACAAACAGUAGUAUGGAUAGUUCAGUUGGGGGAACACGGGGCUGAUAACGCCAAGACUGCAGGUUCAGUCCCUGUAUGGGGCAGCUGCACACUCCUGCCUUGCAGGGGGCUGGACUGCGUGAUCCUCAGGGUCCCUCCCAACUCUGCAAUUCUAUGAUUCCAUGAAAACGUCAACAAUGGAAUACUUAGGGAAGCUGCUCAGCGGUGGUUCAUGUGUUUUCGUGUGCAGAAGGUGCUGGGUUCACUUCCUGGCGUCUCUUGAGUACAGCUGGGAAGUUCUCCUGUUUGAGGCAGAGUUGCAGGAGACAGGAUUGGCCCCACUGUGCCGUGGGCAUUUGAGUGGGAAGUGGAGGAGUCUGGGCUGGGGGUGUGCAUUGCACCAGAGGAACAUUGGGAACUCUGAAUAAAAUUGGUUGUUUCUAGGGCAGCCUGAUCAAAGGAAUGUCCUUUGACUAUUAAAAUCACGGAAAUAUAUUGCGCAGCAGGUGGCGGUAUGCUUUCGGCGCUUCCUGAGAGGGCCCGGAAGACCCCUGUACAGCGGACGCUUGGGUUGCGAACGUGAUCCGUGCAGGAUGUACGUUUGCAACCCGCAGCGUUCGCAACCUGCAGUGGCGCGUCUGCGCUCACGCUGGUUGCAAUUCGGCGCUUCUGUGCAUGCGCGACUGCUGAAACCUGGAAGUAACCCGGUACUUCCGGGUUUCGGCGGUCUGCAACCCGAAAAAAACGCAACCUGAAGCGUCUGUAACCUGAGAUAUGACAGUAUGACCCUCAGCUCCCAGAAAGGGAGUGGGACUGAGGGACUUUUACCAUGUUUGAAAAGGGCCUCGCAGCUCCGCUGAUCCCUUUCUACUCCUGAACCACCAGAGGGCAGCUGCAGCUGGGAACAUUCGUCUCAAUGCAGCUGUGUUAAAACUACCUCUGGGAGGGAUAGCUUCCAAGUUUAAGAGAGCUUUGAAGACUUUAUGUUCUUAAUUAAAUCUAUGCUUAGAUAACGCACUAGUUGCUUCAUGGCAUAAUGCACAAAUUGUAAAUUAUUUUAAAGAUCCUUUUAGCUUUUGGUGUUUAGAGUGCACUGGAUUUUAAUUUAAGAAAUCCGAAACAAUUGCUCUGUAGCUUCAUUGGGGGGGGGGGGGCAACCACAGUUGUGUGUUCCUGCUUUCUCUUAACAGUGUGUGUCAGUUUUUGUGGUAUUGAGGUUCUUCGUUCCUGCCUGGCUCUUGUGCGGGGAGAAUCUUUAAUGUGGAAGCGAAGCAACCACAGCUGAAAGGCAGACAGUUGUCUGACACAAUGAGGGUUGGGGUAUUGGGUUGUCGUUUGAGUUAAACCUUUGCAUGGAGGCAGGAACCUUCUGUGCUGCUGCUGCUGCUGCUGCUGCUGUUGGUUGCCCACCCUUCACGCUAAGUUCCUAGGGUGGGUUACAACAAUUAAAACGCAACAUUAAUGUUAAAACACAGCAUUGCACUAUAUUCAAAACAGUUUAGCGCCACUUAAAAAUACAAAAUUAAGGUGAGUCCUAAAAAUGGAAAGGAGAGGCCUGGAGGGUGGCAGCACAGGAAUGAGGCCUUUUCUGUGGUGGCUCCCUGCUUGUGCAAUGCUCUCCCCAGGGAGGCUUGCCUGGCGUAUUCCUCAGAUAUCUUUAGGCGCUAGAGGAAAAUGUUCCUCUUCUCUUGGGUCUUUGGCUGAUUAAGCAAUCAGUGACCUUUUAAACUGUGUAGGGAUUAUUGUUCUGUUUGUUAUUAUGUGAUGUCUUUGUGUGUUUUUAUACUGUGAACUGCCCUGUGAUCCUUGGAUGAAGGGCAGUAUAUAAAUUAGAUAGAUAGAUAGAUAGAUAGAUAGAUAGAUAGAUAGACAUAUUAAAUUCGAAAGCCAGGAUGAACAGGUGUCUCUAGAGUGUUCUGCCACUCAGCCUUCAGCAAGAGAAUAGACACUACAGUUAAUUACAUUUUUAAAAGAAGAUGUCAUUGUUUCACAAUAAGUUAAGUACUUUGAUGCCUAUGUUAAAAUACAAAACCAAAGUGUCUUCUAUUUUAGUACCUAUUUGCCUCACCCUGGCUGUUUUGACCCUGUAGAGGUCCAAGGUAGCUACUAGUCCACACGCGAAAAGUUGCGUGCCUCUCUGCUCAUAUAUGGCCCUAGGUUGUGACACAGCGAUGUCUUCAGAGGAAACCCCAGCUCUCUCCAAGCAGACUGUUGUUGCUCCCUGACAACGGGCAUGAAGAGGCUGGGGCCUCUGACCCUGGAACACCAUCGUGCCCAGUAGCCUUGGAUCAAUGUUGCUCCCAUGCAUUUGUCUCACCCCCUUUUAAAGCCUACCAACACUUAGUGGCCGAGUCCUAAGAAGAGCUUGGCUCGUGGAGGAGGAGACCAAAGGCCUUUCCGUCCAACGCACCCUUUCCCAUGGUGGCCUCAGGGCAUGAGCCCUUUCCUCCUCCUCCUGCUCCUCCUGCUGCUAUUCCCAGCAUGCUCCUUCUGCUCCAAAAGGGAGCAUGUAGCCAUAACGACUAGCAGCCACUGACAGCCUCCUCUCCGAUGGAAUUUCCCCGAUGGUUCUUUAGAAGCUUCCUGUGGCCACCAGCAGGCCCUUGUCUGAGUCCACAGCUCCUCCUGCAAGGAAGAGCCUCCCAGGGAGAGUGGAGAUGUUUUGCACGCAGAGAAUCUCUGGUUCAGUUUGUUCACUCACUGCUGGGACUGUGUACAGUAGCACCUCCAGCUACAUAACCCCUUGUAAACUUCGGGAUGCGAAAACGGCAAACCCAGAAGUAUUUUACCGGGUUUUGCUGCGCGUGCAUGAGCAGAAGCAGUCCUCAGGUUGCGGAAACCUCGGGAUCCGACCGGACAUCCAGAACGGAUCCUGUCCGCAACCGGAGGUACCACUGUAUUUAGAACAUGCCUAUGUACAUACUCCCCCUGAAUAUGUGGUACCUUUUGUGUUACGUUUCAGUCGUUGCAAGUGGCUUGUUGAGUCGCUGUUAACCAAGAAGUCCUUGCUCAGAUAGGAAGUUGCUUGUAUUGCCCCUGUGCCCUCCCCCCUAGCUGCAUAGUCCCACAGCGAUGUCUGGGCCCCACCACGCGGCCUUUCUAGCAAUGUGCAUGGCUGAGACGGCUCCCAACCCCUGCGAUGCGUGAGGGAGCCAAGGGUGGUGCUGAGGCCCGUAGCUGUUUCUCCACCCCACCCACCCCCCGCUUGGACGGAGCAGACGUUUCCAAGAGGGGAGCAUUAAUGGAAUGCGUCUGCCUGGCCAAGCGCAAGCAUGGCUGCAGUUUUUCAGAAUGAAGUCAGACGCACUCGAAAGCGGAUGGGAGUUUAAUACUGGACAUGCCUUUUGAAUGCCAAGAAGUCAGCUGAGAAGACGGCACUGAAUGGGGAGCGCAGGCGUGCCGGCUCUGAGCCAGAGCCAAAGCACCAAAGGGGCGAGCUGUGGGGCUGCACAUCCGCCAUUUGUUUCACGAUGUAUUUGCUGAGGCAAGAGUGAGAGCAGAAUAGCCUCUUCACAUGUGUGCCGCAUUAAUUUCCAGGCCAUCUAGAUAUAGCCAAGCGAAUUCAACGUUCUUUGUUUUUGUUUUAACCUCGUAAGUACAUAACACUCUUCCUACGAUUACCCCCGCACACACUUUCUUCCUCCAUGGGGCAGCAGUCCUAAUUAUGUUCUCAAACCCCUUUCAUUUUAUCCUCCCAACAACCCUGCGAGGUAGCUUAGGCCGAGGGAGCAAGAGCCAGCGCACAGCUGACCUGCACAGAUGGCAAGCACUUAAGUCCUUGUUAGGGAAGAAGGCAGGAUAUAUAUAUUCGUCCUAAUAUAUUUGUUCUCCAGGGGAGAAGACUCUGAACAAAUCCUCUCAGGUGCUGUUCUCAGGGUUUGGGCAGGUUUAUUCAGGAAAAGGCAGCCCUUGAGGUACUGAGGUCCCGAUCCAUGCAAGGUGCCAGAAGGUCAAAACCAAUCCUUUGAAAUGGGCUUGGAGACAAAUUUGCAGCCAGUGGAGCUGGGCCAAAACUGUAGUCAGAUGUUCAGACCUCCUGGUCCCAGGCAGUACACCGACCACUACAUUCUGGGCCAGCUGGGUUUUCCAAACAGUCUUCAAAGGCAGCCCAGGGUAUGUUGCAUUGCAGUAGUCAAACCUAGACAUCGCCAGCGCAGGAUUGAGGAACCACCCACCGCCAGGCUGUCUGUCGUAUCUGGACUGAGCUUCAGUUUGUUGGCCCUCCUCCAGAUUGUUGCUAAGGCCAGGCGCCUGGUUUUGCGCAUCCCCCACAUUCAAACCAUGUGCCCUUCCCGUGACUUGGCUAUGGCCAGCGUAUGUGUGACUGUGAACUUAGCAGAGCCUUCCUUCUUGCAUGUGUUAGCAUUUUCCAAGCACAAAUUGUUCACACACUUCCCAUGUGAUCCCUCAAUGGGGCCACACACAGCUGGUUCGUGCGCUUGUUCGAAGAGGCAAAUCCACCCUGGGGAGCUCCCUUUCAGUUCCCUGCACAACUGCAAGGCACCAUAAUGCUGGUCCGUGUGUAGGAAGUGUUUGCUAAUGGGCACUUUGUCCUAAAGGAGAAGGGGUUGAGGUGAACCCACCACCCCAUAGACUAUGUUAAGGAAAUGGGAACUAGACUGGGUGCCGGCUGGGGUGGGGGCAAUGCCAAUAUUUUGCCAGCUGCCUUUUUCUCUAGGUUUGUGGUUCUCAUACUUUCUUCUCUGGGCCACACUCUCAGAAUGGAAAUUUGUUCACACCCCACCAAAUUUUUUAUUGAUAAGAAAUACAUUGGAAAGCAAAAAGAAACAACUCCCAGCAGUGUUUGAUUUAUAACAUAGAACACAACUCCUUUAUAAUGUUAUAGGGAAAUCCUUGUGCUCACUUGGAUUACCAGACAAAGACACCAGCCAGGAAUAUAGGAGCAAAACAGCAGCCAGCAGGCCUGGUCUUUAUUUUGAAGGACUGUUGCAACAGGACUUCCACCCACCGCAUGGGAGAAGCAGGAAGGAGCCCAGAACAAAGGGUGGCUCCCACUUUCAUCAGCUUUACAAACCCCCUAAAAUUACAUCAUGCAUACUUCACAUAAACAUCACAAAUUGGGAGGGUCUGGUGAAAGAAACCUGAGCAUCAGGUUUUUCUCCAUCCUUCCCUCCACCUCACACCCAUCAAGUAAGACAAAAGAAAUAUUGACGAGUUCCUGGUUGAUCACACCUCUUUGUCCUGACCAAGAACCUCAUCCAUUCCUGGAUGGUUUGCUACUGUCCACAGGAUGACUGCCUGUUUUUGCACCCAUUUGCCAGGAUGCCAGCGAUGAUCUCUUAUGCAAGAGGCUGAUCCCAGGUUUUGGGGAUUACGGCUGUCUUUUACCAGUUUCCCAAGCCCCCCCCCUUCAGUAGCCAUCUUUUCCCUGAGCAGAACAGCGUUGGGAGUUGUGUGGUGUCGUGUGUUAUGUGGUGCUUUGAGGAGACAUUGCGUGUGAACAACUGCGUCCUGGAGGGGCAACCCCCCCUCCAUCAUUAUAAAAAUUCCUGUAACAAUAAUAUGUUUGUGGGGCACAGGGAAAGUAUAAAACAUUCAGCUACACUACACUACAAUGAACUGUUUAAAUGUUUCUUUGGUUGUCCUUGAAUCUUCCUCUCCUGCCACCCUUUGAGAGUUACCUCUCUAGGUCCUCAGUAUACCUGUAGUGGGAGAUGGAGCUAAUAUUCUUUCCUUCCAGAAGGUGAGCUGCUACGCACUAAAACUAGCACAGACUUACUGUAAACCCAGUCUCUGAAGUACUGGAUCACAGUAGGGCUUCCAGGCCCUAUUUAUUUUAGCUGUGUUUCCUGGUCAGCCCAAGGUCUUCCUGCAGGAUCUGGGAGGGUUCGUAAAAGCUGGCCUGCAGCUGUAAAGGCCUUGAAACAGACGGCCAUAAGGGGGCAGCCUAAGCUUGAAUUUAGAGUGUAUGUAUUUGUCUAUGUAUAUUUGUGUGUGUGUGUGUCCGUGUAUCCUCAUUUGUUACUUACACACUUCCCGAAGUGUGGGGCUACAGAAAAGGGUUUCAAAGAGUAUGCAGCAGAAGCUUAUCAUAGGUUUUUAGUUGCAGAAAACAAUUCAAUGAUAACAUGAUUCUAUCAAAAUUACCCCCAAAUUAUCUUUGCCAGAGAAAGGGCACGCUGGUAAGACUGAGCUCUCAAAACAGGCGUGCAGUUGUGUUAAGUGUGGGGAAAGCUGCUCUCUGCUUUUGUUGUAAACUGCAUUGAGGGUUUUUUUCUUCCCAAUCAAGCAGUGUAUAAAUUUAUUAAAUAAAGAAAGUAAUAAAUCAGUCCCACCGCCAGCUAUCUUUAAAGUGGCAGCAAGCAGAGUGGUGCCCAAGGAAAGGUGACUUGUGCAAAUCCUACUCGAUUGCCGCCUUCCAGGCUGGUGGUACAAAAAUAAGGUCACAAAAGCUGCUUUUACGUUGCUUGAUUUCCUGCACCUGCCUCCCCUUUAAACACUCUUGUGCUCUUAAAUUCCCUGCUAGGAGCCCCAACUCCCAUGUUCCACCCAGAGUCAGUUGGGUGGGGUACAAUUAUUAUUAUUAUCAUUAUUAUCAUUAUUAUUACUGCUCCUGGUGGUCAUGCAGAGUUGUGGGGUGGAUCCCCACUCCCCACCUCUAUGUCAAUGCCACCUGUGACUAGAGAGGCCGUAGUCCCAGGUGGAAAGUGAAGGUGCCAUCCUUCUCUGCAGCAGACAUGACGCUCCAUAAAUAUCUUCUUCUUCUUUGGCGAUUCCUCGUAGCCGAGUAAGAUUGUCUUCCAUAAACACUGUUUUAACAAUGAGUCCGUAAGUGACUGUGGAGGCCAAUUCUGGAUCCACACGUCCUUCCACAGUGGGGACAUUGGUUUCCGGGCGGGAGCUGAUCACGGUGUGGAUUUGCCAAGUGUGCCUAGCGUGCCUUCCUCCAUAAAUAGACACACAAACACAUAUUGUGAGUGAAGCUGCCUUUUAUGUUGAACCAGUCCUCUGGUUCUAAGGCACUCUUAUUAGAUGAUUCUCAAAAGGUCACAAGAAGAGAGCCUUUUAGCCAGAGGGUCCAGGGAUUGAAACUGGCGUCUUCUUGCAUUAAGCGUGUGCCCUGCUGCUGAAUCGUGGCUUCUUCCCUCCCAUAGUUCUUGAGAUUGCCAGUUUGGGGGAUACACAGGCCCAGUUGUUCAUACUUUAAAUAGCUGCACACCUUGAAGCUGCUGUUCAACUGCUUUUCUUUGCGACCUGUUGCAUUAGCUGCAAUCGGGUUUUAAAAAAACAUUACCGUUCCUUCCAUUUUUAUAAAACACAUCCUGAUGAAUCCUAAUUGCUUCCAUCCCAUCCUAAUUGUUUCAAGGUUGACUCUUCUCUCAUAAUUCUGUGUUCAUGUCCGUAAAAGACAUUACAUAUAUACAUAGACAAGCAAAAAUGUCCACGUUUGCAAUGUAAUGGUAAGCCAUGGUCUAAAACAAAUCCCACCAGCCUGCUGGUAAGAAUAUGAGAAGAUAAGAAAAGUCUGGUUGGAUUAGGCCAGUGGCCCACCUAGUCUAGCAGCCUGUUCUCAGGUCUGCGUGGGUGAAGCAAGGGCCAUUCUCUCAUGCACAGGAAGCCACAGUUUAAAUGCUGUGCCUUAAAGCGGCUUGCAAACAUGGCCGAUGUGAGGAAUACCUAAUUAUGAUCAGUGUAUCUGGAUAUUACUUUUCAUUUGAAAAGUAUUUAUCCCAGACUCAAAACUGCCAAGGCUUCUCUCUCCUGUUCCUGGGAUUGUGCAAAACACAACUGCCACCUUUUCCACAGUGUCAAGGGCAAAUGGGGAUAACGCAGGGCUUGGAGUUACUGUGCAUCUUGCCCUUUCAAGGUACAGACGGAAAAUGCUUUGCUAUCUGCCCUCUUUUCUCCUUUUUUGGAAAAGUGGUGUCUGUUAACACCUGGCCAUGUAUUUCAGGCAACGCAGCUGGGAGCAUGCUCAAGGCCACUCUUAGAAUAACCUCUCAGCACAAUGGGCGAUUCUUGUAUUUUUAUGAGCAGCGGUGUGUUUCCUCCCUUGUUUUUGUGAUGGUACUCAGAGGAGAAUCGAGUCUCCAAGAAAAGCACUUCCACUCCAAGGGGCUCUUCCACUGCAGAAGACAGGCAGUGGGAUGCCCUGGCUGGCUGCGUCUUCACUUCCUCUCCCCUUGCACCCACCCCCAAUAGGAACCUGGGAGUUCCAUACACCAGGCCAGACCAUUGGUCCUUUUAGCUCAGAACACCGACUGGCAGCUGCGCUCCAGGAUUUUGGAGAGGGGCCCUUCGCAGCCCUGUCUGGAGAUGCUGGGAUUGCAACGGAGACGUUUUUGCACACAAAGCAUGCGCUCCGCUGCUGCAUGGCCAGCCAUUUUUGAAAGGGGUGGGGAGUUUGUCCUGUGGGGCAAGUCAGCAGCUCCAUGUGGGCCAGGCAUUCCCCUAGCUCAGAGCAAGCUGCUGCAGGAGCCCAUUGCUGGCUCCUGGCUAUGCCCUCUCCUUGGCCGCCUCUGCAUUGUGAGUUGCUGCAAUCCUGGCAGGGCUCUGCCACGUACAAACCCCACCACCUCAGAAGCAUAUGGGAUGGGCUUUGUGCCAUUAGGUAAGGCGCUGUCAAAAUAAGGACUGACGGUUCAAGCUUCAUUGUGGGUGUUGACUCUUGCAAAACACGCUGCGUCUUCUCAGACAACCGUCGCAGCGUGCGGACUCUUGAGAUGAACAGCAAUCCUAAAAUCAUUUGUAAAAUUCCCUGUUGUGCAGCAGAAAGUUUUGUUCUUGAGGGAUGCCCCAGAUUCUUUCUCAGCCGUGAAGUUCACUGAUGUUUAGCUCAGUCAUGCUCUCAUCCUGACAUGCCCCACAAAGAUAACCUGAAAUUGCCACCUCCAGCCUCUGUAACGGAGGACUGGAAGGAGUCCCAAGUAGCACCAUUUUUAAGCAAGGAAUCCCACAUGGGAGUGACGGACGUGGCACAAGGCCUCGUGGGCUAGAGUGGGCAGCUCAAUGGUGACACCAUAAAAUUAUGCACUGUGUGGAGAAAAGAGACAGAAAAAAGCUUUUCUCCCCCUCUCAUAACUCUAGAAUUUGUGGGCCUCGAAUGAAGCUGAACGUUGGAGUGUCAUGUCAGAUAAAAUGAAGUAUUUCUUCAUCAGUGCAAUUAAGCUACGGGACCCCCUCUCACGAGGCAGUGAUGGGUACCAUCUUGGGUGCUGUAAAAGAGAGUUGGACCAAUAAUAGAGGAGAAGACGAUCGGUCACUACCAGCCAGGAUGGCUGUGUUCUGCCCCCACAGUGAAUCCCAGUUGCUAGAGGGGCUUCUGGGCUCGUGUCCUGCGUUUGGGCUUCCCCCAUGGGACUUCUGGUUGGCUGCAGUGGGAACAGAACCAUGGACUCUUGGGCCUGAUCCAGCAGGUCUCUUGCAAUGGCCUUGUCCUCCUGAGCUCCUUGCCGAAAGGCAAACAGUACAAAAGUGGUUGCUGUUUUGCCCUCAUAUUAGCAAAGAUGAGACGACCUGCAUCCUUUUUUAUAUAUAUAAAGAAAACACAUUGGAUUUGGUGAAAGUUGUCCCCCCACCCCUGCGAGCAUCCCGAAAUGGAAGUGAGAAUGAGGACGGAAACGAAGGAGUUUGCGGAAGUCCUGUAGUUCCUACUUGUAGGGAGGGCUUUUGCCUUGACUUCUCCUUUCCAGUGAAAGUGGGGGUCAUGCAUGGAACAGAGUGAGCUCAAGGUGUGGAGAUUUCUCUCUCUCUCUCUUUCUGUGUGUGUGCAUGUGUGUUGAACACCCAGAAAGGUUGGGGGAAAGUGGCUUGCAAUCCCAGCUGCAAGACCUUGUUGCAGUGUUUUCGAUUGUUAUCAUUCUGUUGUUUCCGCCUGCCCUGGGUGAAGAGGGCCUGAGAAACCCUACAAAUAAUAUUUUUUGAGAAACCGUUGCUUGCUUUUUGAUAAUUCUCCUCCUGUCACUCCUCUUGCUUGGAAUGCCCCAAAGCAUUCCGUCUUAAUGGAUUUCUUGAGAAGGAGCCAGAUGAAAGUUGAUCAGCGAUGCAUUUAAUCUAAGCUUGUGGAGUCAAUAAUGCCUUUGCAGAGCCAGCUGGGCACUUGAGACACUUUGGGGUGGGCAGGAUCCGAUGGAAGAUGCAGCAUUUUGCUCCCCGCCCCACACCGCACGCUGCUGGUGCGCACACUCCUGGUGUGGCUCCUCCUGUGGAAUAAUAAUUUAAAAACCCUUCCAGGCACUGAGCAUCAGCUGCCCACUGCUUGGCGGAGUUUGGAAAUUGCCAUCCCCUAAGCAGGGAGUAGGCCUUGGGGUGGUCUUUUCGGUCCAAGCUUCCCCACAUCCCAGGAAUUGGAUGUAACAUAGAGGGUGGCCUUGGCUCCAAGCAUUGCAGGGGGUUGGACUAGAUGACUCUUGGGUUCCCUUCCUACUUCUAUGAAAUCUUUGAGCAAAUCUGACUUGUGGCCAUGCAGCAGAAAGAGGUGGGAGAGAGCUUCAGGCUGUCGGUGGUGUGGCCCAGUCUGCGCCCUGCCUAACUGGCUUUCUGCUUGAGGGGACUGUGGCUUAGUGUGUCCCCCCCCCACACACACACCACACACACACUGGGGAGCACUCAUCAGUGCAAUUGCCUCUCCUGCAUGCCUGCAAUGGCUCACUGAACCAUUUGCCUGCAGCAGGAAGUGCAGCAGAACUGCCUGCAAGGAGCUUUGCCUCUUAGGGCAGGGGUUGGCAUGGCCCUGAGAACCAGGCUUCCGCCUUUGCCUUGCUUGGGCAGCCCUGGGCCUCCCUGAUCACUUUCAGGUGUACCAGAAAUCCUGAUGGUGCUGGUGCCCUGUUGGCUGGCUGCCAACCAAGCGGCAGAGGGCUGGACAGAAGCAUGAAGAGCCCAUGAAGCCCUCGCCGUGCGUCCAUGCGUCUCGCGAUGGGAAUGAUCUUGGUGGUUUCCUGCCCAUUUCUGGUGGGGCAGCGCUGCUGGUUUUGGGUGAUGGGCCGGGCUUAUGCACAGGCCAGUGACCCCCAUCUCUCUAAAUCGCUCUUACGGGAACCCGUGGCCCUGCGAGUCUUCAAAAUGCCUUUGACCACAACAACACACAGCAGCUUGUGGGACAAUAGCUUUGGUUAAAAAUCGAAAUGACUUAAAUAUGCAACGUAACUAGGUUGGCGCUCAGUGCUUCUGCUACGGGAGGGUGGGAUUGUUCGAAGUGGAAUGCUGCUCUUCUGUGUAAAGGAGUGGGAAAAUGUCUUUGACUGUAGGGGAUGACGCCCCCCCCCCCAAUUCAGGUUGUGUCUUGUGGAUUCAUAGAAAAUUGCAUGUUGGGGUGAGUUGCUUUGGGGCUGGGUUAAAUAAACAAGCCGUUAAUUUUCUCUCCAUGGAAGCUUUGGCUGAAACUUGAUUGGAAUUGUUGGAAUUCAACUUAUCUAGUGCUGUUGGCUUGUAAAUUGGGCAAAUUGCUGCGUUGCUUACUCAGCCCAUCUCCUGUUUUGUUCGGGUCUUUAAUCUUGACUUUCCUGACCCUGAAACCUGAAGAAGUGUUAGCUCUCCGGUUUCAGCUGAGCGUCAACUUGCUGUAAAGCACUUUGGGCUCUUGAAAAACACUGCAUAGGUCGUUAUUGCAAAUUAUUAUGAUUAUUAUUACAUUUCCUGUCCACACUUCAUUGAUUCACAAUCACACGGCACGUUAGAUAUGAAAUCCUGAAAAGAGAAAACACUUAAAGCAUAUUCAUGAAAGGAAUGGGAACAGACAGUAACGUAAUUAAGGCAACCAUACCAUUCAAAAAUUAAAAGCUGCGUUAAUACGCUUAUCCUAUUUAACUCCCACAAAAGCUCAGGUGCAGAGAUGUGUUUUCAGUUGGUGCCAAAAGGCAAGCAGAGUUUGUGCCACCCACCCUGCAGAGGAAGGCGCAUUCCACAAACCAGGUGCCACCACUGAGAAGGCCCAGACGCUAAGGAGGGAGGGAGUGUCGUUGGCCAUUUGAAUCUGGCUGCAUCAAGGAGGGUGGGCGUUUUUAGCUAUAAACUACUUGCAUACUGCAGUUUCAGUUUUUUUUAAAAAAAAUCAAUGCAGUUUUAACUAUUACAUUCCUUAAUUGUCUGUAUAAGCUUGGCAGCACAGAAGAGUUUUCAGCAAACGUUUAAAAGUUCCUAUAGAAGACUCCUGCUGGAUCUCUGCUGGAAGAGCAUUGCACCAGGAGUGGGCCAGAGACACUCAGCUGUGUCGAAUGAGCCUCACCAGUUCAGGAGUCAAAAGCAGGGAUGCUCCAACAGACGGUCUCAGUGACUGAACUGGGGAUUGUAAGGGUCUAGUUGGUUCCUAAGGUAACCUAAACCGAAGUUUUUCAGGGCCUUGUAGAUGAAUGCAAAGAACCUUGCUUCCUAGUCCAUGGGCAGCCAGUGUGGUUGUGCUGGAAGCAGAGGCAAGGCAGCAAGGCCUCUCCAUCUGCUUGGAUGUGACCAGCUGCUGUCUACUUAUUUAGCAAAUGCACUGCCUGCUUUUCAGCAACAAGACAAGCUGCCAAAGCAGGUCACAGUCCAAUUUGGAGCAAGGAUAUAAGAAAGCAUUGGAAAUGUAGAUGAAAUCAUUAAAAUCAGCUGGCUUGAAACAACAGGAAAACCACAAACGGAAGCAAAAUAAAAUCAAUACUGGGGAGGGGGGGGAGCAGUGGUGUUAAAGUGAGACCAUGUCUCUGGCUAUCGGUUCUGGCUGCCUGCUAAAAUCCCCCAGGGCCUCUUCUCUCACCAAGAAUCUCUGACCACCAGGAGCCUGGAAUAAGAUUGUAAGCUUGGGGUGGGGGGCAAGUUUCAAAUACAGUGGUACCUCGGGUUACAUACGCUUCAGGUUACAGACUCCACUAACCCAGAAAUAGUAAUAAUAAUAAUAAUAAUAAUAAUAAUAAAUUUUAUUUGUAUCCCACUCUCCCCAGCCAAAGCCAGGCUCAGAGCGGCUAACAUCAUAUAAAUAAGACAAUAUGCAUAAUACAAUAUACAAUAUGCAAAUAAAAUAACAUUCAACAUUCAGUAAAAUAAUAUAAAAUAAUAUUAAAUAUCAGUACCUCGGGUUAAGAACUUUGCUUCAGGAUGAGAACAGAAAUCAUGCCCCCAUUAGCUAAAGUGGUGCUUCAGGUUAAGAACAGUUUCAGGUUAAGAACGGACCUCAAACGAAUUAAGUACUUAACCCAAGGUACUACUGUACACUUUUCACAUAUUGUGGUGGUGCCCUCAAAACCAGAAUAUACAGAGAACGGGUAUUGUCAGAAAUAGCAGAAAUUGUUGGUUAUGAAUUUAUAAUAUUGUUUGGUUAUGUCAAAGAGGUGUCGCCCCUAGAGGACCCUUGAGAUGAUCGUUUUAUCUUACUACAGUGGGCUUGUAUAUCAAACUUGACCCGGAAAACUUUCUGUGGACAAACGCCGGCUCCCUCGGCCUGAAAAGCGAGAUGAGCGCCACACCCCAUAGUUGCCUUUGAGUGGACAUAACCAUCCAGGGGUCCUUUACCUUUACCAAGCUUGGAAAAAGCUCCAUAUACAGAUUGAAAACUGAAGGAUGGAUUUUAGAUGGGUGUGUGUGUACCAAUUAUAGAUACUGGUUAUAUAUUUACAGAUGUUAACUGCAUACCGUUCUCAAUCUGUCACUUCAUAUUGAUUGAUCUUGCAAAUAAAACUGUGUUCAAGGGGAGUUGUUCAGGUGAAGCCUUGGGGUCUGAAUCUGGUCUGAGUCUCAGGAAGGAAUGUGGGUGGGAGCAGAUGAGGCUCUCCUGGGUGCUGGGCGAGUUUCAGGUUGCACCAGGACUGCUGGGAUGAAUAACUCACCACGGCUGAUCUCCCAGUUUUAAAAUGUAAAAUCCAGCUGUUAGCCAGAUAUGUCUCCUUUCUUAGGUGAAACACACAGGUUUCUUGGUAGGUAGAAUCAGGAGCACAGAGAAAACCGGGAAAUUUUUAUAUUAUGAAAGUGAUAGAUUAGUUUCCGGUCGUGUGCUAGGUAAAAUGUAGUCUUGUGGCACCUUGAAGACGAACUCAUUUUAUACCGGAGGCUGCUUAUUGUUCUCAUUCUCAGAAAGUGAACAUCGAUUUUUAGUCCUGGGGCACUUCAGGAUUUUGCUUUCACUGCCCUCCUCUUUAUUAAUCGGCUCCGUGGGCAGCUGAACCGCCCAUGGUUCACCUUCAUGCUGUGGUGCCCUGACCAACCUGACGCCUGGGAUCCAACAGGCUGCACCCAGCUCAUGAUUCUGCCAGAACGGCCCGUGGAGGCAGCUUCAGAGCCAUCCAUAAAUGAUUCGAUUUGCAUCUUCUGUUCUCUGUCAGCAGAUUCAUGGGGCUUGAAGUACAGCCUGAUUUGGUGCUUUCUGGCCACCUCCUCUGCCUUCUGCUUCCCCUCUGCCCCAGCACAGCAACCAGAACCACAUUCUCUGGGCAGGUAGAGCAAAGGGUGGAGGGUCAGUGGAGAGGGCCAGGAUCAAGCGCGCUCUGGCUCCAGAGCUGAGACUUGUUUCUCACAUUCUGUUGCCUCCUGAUCUCUUCAGCAUGGCUGAAAGAAUGGAAACAAGGUGCAGGAUUUUGCAUUUCAAACAUCGCUCAGGAUUCACAGAACUGUAGAGUUGGAAGGGAGCUUGAGGGUCAACUGAUGCAACCCCUUGCAAUGGGACAGGGGCGAUUAUAAAUCUGAGCACAUAAACAAGGUACUCAGUCCCCAUCACCGUGGCAUGCUUCACGAAACAGUAUAGCAGAUAGUAGAUUUAUUUAGACUUUCAUCUACACCGUCUCCAAGGCUCAGGGUCAAUUGCGGAAGCAAACAAGAGAAUAAGAUUUCGUCUAGUUCCGUGAAAUUUCCCCACUCUUCCUGUCUUAGCCUUGAGCCAAACCAAGGACAAGGGUGGAAAGAUAAGAUUUGGCAGCUCAGCUGAAAAGUUCCUUCAGCUUAGACUUCAGCAAGUCUUUGGCACACUGUCGACUGCCCUUUGGGGGCACAGCAGUGGUAGCAAUGCUGGUCUUGAUUUCCCUGAAAACCCCCCACUGUAGUGAAGCAAGCCUGGCUUUGUGCUGGGGAAUCUGAACCGACCUUUCCCCUUUCAGUCCACACAGGAAGGCUUCCCGUAGCAAAGACGGGAGGCCAGGGGCUGCGAGACUCAGAGCAGGGUUGGACAUAAAGCAAAUGGGAUCCUAAGUGAGAGGCAUAAUAAUAAUCAUUUUAUUGUUUGCACCCCACACAUCUGACCAGGUGGCAUCUUUGGACCAGCCACGUUCUGAUAGUUCAUCUUUGGAGUGCUUCAUAUUUCAUUGCCUCUGUAGCCCAUUUCACAGUGCUGAUGUAUGAUUUCCAUGCACGACUUCCCUCUCUCAUAUCAGACAGCAAGUUUUCAGGCACGGAUUCAAUCUUGCUGCACACACAAUUUGCUGACUAAGCUCUGGGGUUGUCAUUUCUUUUGUGGAUGAUAGCAGUUUAUUGCAGCACUGCCAGGUUGAUUUGCCAGGUGUACAAAUCAAGACCAACUCUUCUGUUGUUCUCUUGGUGGUUGAGUGGAUGGUUAAGGGGACCCACCGAGCCCCCUGCCUUUAAAUCUGACUCUCAGGGCAGAGUCUGCUGCCUUCAGCCCAGGUCAUUUGUGAGCAAUAUCCACAGAGGGGUUGAUCGUCAGGAGGUAACUUCUUCUGCUGCACCAGUCAGCUGUGGAAACCAAAAGUGUGGGGCAGGAGGCAGAGGCCUCCUUGCACAACCUGCUUUCCCGCAACAGGGCCAUAAAAGUGAGUUGCGGAUAAACAUGGAACUUUUAUUGCAGCGUUUGAACAAUGGUGUGUAUGUGCGAUCUUUCCCUCUGCCCUGUGAAAGGGGGUGGGGGGCAAAAGCAAAUACGGGUUCAUAGGUCUUGGUCUGCCAGUCAUACCAGCUUUCUGGUCCCUGGAAAAAUCCCCUUAUAUGGUGAAGUGUAGAAGUGGACUUCUGGGGUGGCAACAAAGUUGGGGAAAUGAAGGGCAUGCACCCUAGAAGAACAAAAACCUCUUUCCUUGGAGGUUUUGAAGCAGACGUUGGAUGGCCACUUGUCAUGGAUGUCUCAGUUGAGAUUCCUGCAUUGCGGGGGGACGGGGGACGGGACGGGACUAGAUGACCCCAGGGGGUAAGUUUCAACUCUGCGGUUCUAGGUGGUACUUUUCACAGAGCAUGCUGGAAAGGUUGAGGCUGUCUUGCUUCCUCCAUCCGCAUGCUUCCUAUCGGAGGUGGAGGGGGCUGAAGAGUUCAUAGCUGGUCAUCUGGUGAGUUUGUGGCGAGAGUGACAUUUGCAGUGGGAAGCUUCCUGUUUUGCAGCCCAGCCCUUGAGCCUUGCUGUGCUCUCUCCCCCCACAGAAGACCCUUGAACGCUGCAUGAGAUGAUGCCCACUGUUGCCUCGGGUCCCCGCCAUGAGCUCAAUGUUAGAAACUGAGAUAUGAAAGCUAGGAGCUAAAUGGCACCUUAAUUGUGGGUUAUAGGAGCAACAAUGGAAUGUCUCUGCGCACUUUUUUAUCACAAGAAUACAAAGCUGAAAAUGAAUGAUCUGCAGCUAAAAUAUUGUGUUCAUUUUUCACAUGGUCUAGUCCUCCCCCUGCCUGCCCCCCUAAUAUUCUGAAGAGGGUCUCUUCUCCAGUCUUUAGAGAGUGGGGAGGCAGAAAAUGGUCCUCCUUUCCUUCCACUCUGAAGUUUUGGUAUGAAAUCUUAGGUGCAGCGCUGCACCCAGAGCUCAGAAACUGCUUGUGCUAAUGAAAUUCCCUGUUGCAAAAUGCGCCUGGGACAUUGGGAGUGUCAAGCACUGCAUGAGCUUGUGACUUUGUGGAUCCUCCUGCCCAUCUCAAAAUUAAAAAUGGUUUGUGAACCACUGUAUCCUUGCCAGCCUCUCCUGAGGCUUAAACACUUAAAACGCACACAUUUUCCAAGCACUUUUCAUAUACAGUCGUACCUUGGAUCCUGAACGCCUUGGUACUUGGACGUUUUGGCUCCCGAACGCCGCAAACCCGGAAGUGAGUGUUCCGAUUUGCAAACGUUCUUUGGAACCCGAACGUCCGACGGGGCUUCAUGCAGCCAAUCAGAAGCUGCACUUUUGUUUCUGAACAUUUUGAAAGUUGAACAGACUUCUGGACCGGAUUCCGUUCGACUUCCAAGGUACGACUGUAUAUUAAAAGACAAGCCAGCUCAUGGCUGCCCGCUCACAGUCAAAUAGGCACAGCAGAGAAGGAAAAAGGAAUGGGGAGGGAAGAGGAAGGCAAGCAUUGGAGCAGCUGUUCUUGCACUGGCUGAUGGAUGGAGCCAGGAUUCGGACUCCAGUGCUGUGAUGGUUGUGUGUGCGUGCCGUUGCCCCUUGGCCUUCUAGUCAGUGGAAGAGACCACUUUAGCUCUGCUGGUUCAGUUCUGAGGAGAUGCACCUUGUCGUGUGUGCUGCAGUCUGAAACACAGUAGGGGCAGAUAGAGAGGAGACCAUCCACAUGGAGUAGAUCAGCCUUCCCCAACUUGGUUUUCUCUGCAUGUUUUGGACCACACUUCCCAUCAGAACCUGUUGGGUUUCCUGAAAUCUAUUUGGGAGUUUAUGCAAGGGGAACAUUGCUUCCUUCCCUGCAAGUCCCCAGCAUCUGCUGGGUGCCAGUUUCCCAGAACUCUCUGCUGUGGCUCUUAGCCUUGCGCCGUUGGCAUAACUGCAGGAGGUCUAGACUUCGAAGACUUUGCAUGAGCCAACAUUUGUGUCUGAUUAGCGUUAUUUACUUUGGCUGAGGGAGGCUCUGAGCUGCUGCAAGCUUGAGAUGUCCUCUGGCGAUAGUCGCAGCACCCGUGUGCUCCCAGUAUCAAGUGACUGGAAUCGCAACUCGGGCUUCCUGCCCUGUGUAUGCUAAUUUAGCAGUGUGAGGUCACAGCUAUAUUUAUCUCGGCUAUAUAAGUCUAACCAAAUAACCUGAAGUGCCUGAAGAGUCACAAACUGAGCCCCGGGUAUAUACCGAGCAAAACCAAGCAGGCUGCGACCUUUUGUGGCUUGUUGACUAAAAUAAUAUUGUCGUAGUUCUCUGUGUCUGGGUGACAUCCAGCUUAGGUUACUGCAUUACAUGCUGCUCGCUGAGCCUGCUUGGAAACUUGUAGCUUGUCCAGAAUAUGGCCCAGCAACUGUGAUCCUAUCGCACCGGUUGAAUUGGCACCCUGGCUUUAUUCCAGAGCUGUUAACCAUGGUUUCCUGGUUUGGAUAAAGCAGGGAACCGUAGUUUAUGCAAAACCCUUGCAAAAUGUGCCUUUGUUUGUGCAGCCAAAAGGCUCGUCUGUAUCUCUGCUGAGCCAAGAGAUGAUAAUUGAAACUCGUCUGUUGUGUUGCAUGUUACUGGCAUAAACUGCUUGAAGAUCACUGGCGUUUGGUGUGCUCACCAGUGCUAGGGAGGACACUAUUCUCACAAGGGCUUGUGCCAGCGUAGGGCUGGUGGCAGGAAUAAUGGUCAGCCUGGAUAGCUCACCUGGUGAGAGCCUGGUGCUGAUAACGCCACGGUUGCAGGUUCGAUCUCUGUACGGGACAGCUGCAUAUUCCUGCCUUGCAGGGGGUUGGACUAGGCGCAGAGGUUCUCCACCUGUGGGUCCCCAGGUGUUGUUGGCCUACAACUCCCAUCAUCCCUGAGCUCUGGCCUUGCUAGCUAGGGGUGAUGGGAGUUGUAGUUCAACAACAACUGGGGACCCACAGGUUGAGAAAGGCUGGAUUAGAGGAUCCUCAGGGUCCCUCCCAACUUCAAUUCUAUAAUUCUAAGACUUGCCAACCUAGGGAGAUGCCAAAGAGAUCUCCUGGGUGCCCAGGAGCGAAACUCAAAUGCAGUUUUUUCAAAUAUUUAUCUGCUGCCUUUGGCAGUAAACCUUUUAAAGGCAGCUUACUAUAGAACACAGAAUGCAGUGAAAAAUACCUGUACAUUUAAAACAACAAGGAGGAGGCCAGCUACUAAUAAAGUGAGCCGCUCGCCCAAAAUUACUGAAAUAUUAUCAAAGCCGACCUCCAGAGCAGAAUGCCAGGUGGGGAAAGCCUCCCAGGAGGUCUGCCUGCUUUGCCCUUUGUGAGCCAGUUUGGGUAGAAAGGUGGCGGCAACAACAAGGUGUGUUUGGGGUGGGGAUUGCCAGUGGCUAAGCAAAAGCCAACCGUUAUGGGAUGGCAGUCGCUGCAGUCACCGCUUGCAAGGGCCCCCAACGAGAUCAGCCCUAGGAACUCUUACUAGCUUGGUGAGAUACUCCUUUUGUGUUAACUUACUUCAGCCUAACCCUGACCAUGUCUGCUCAGAAGUUGAGUUCAGCGGGGUUUCCUGCCAGGUGAGUGGGAUUAGGGUUUCAGUGCCCGUGGGGGCCCUGAGUUCUGGGACUGGAUUAUACCUGGUUUUCUUUCCCUGAUAUUUCUAGUACUCCCUUAUCUGUUCAGCAGCUUGCCUUUUAAAGACAGAUUUGCACAAGCAGCAGCACAGUCCCACCCCCAUACUGAAAUAAGUAGGUUCCAUAGAGAUUUAUUUCCAUGUGCUUCGACUGCCUUCCCUUUUCAGGGUUUGUGACAGUGCCAGAAAGCCUUGCCUUAUUCUUGUGCAAGGAGAGCAGAGAUACAGGACUUGAAGCAACGCAAAUCUUGCCAGCAGCUUCACUUUUCACAGAGCAAGGCUGACAGCCGUGUGUGAUUCUGUCACUCUAGCAUUGCUGUUCCUUUGCAGGGCAAAUACAUACAUACCUUGAGAUCUCACUGUGUUUUAAGUGACUAGCUGGCCCAAUAAAAGCUCUUGUCUCUCUUCCAAAUGCUGUGAGAUUUGCAAUAAUCUCCCAGUAUCCUUGGCUUGCUCUGAGCUGCGUUUUUGCAUAAUCCCCAUGGAUUACCAGGAGGUGGAAGCCAGGCUGCUUCCUGAUUCCUAUCAACCAGCUACAGUUUCCCAAAGCACUUAGCAGUGCUAAGGAGGCCUGGCUGCCAUGUUCCUUGGCUCAGCAGCUGUUGACAGCAGGUCUCCUCCUCUUUAGAGUCUGAGCACCUUGAUGGCUGUGGCAGACUUGCUGCUCCUCCUGUGCUCUGGCAAAGGCCCUGGCGGGCGCUGCUUCCAACCACUAGGCGGCACUGUCUGCUGAUGGAUGAGCUCCUGCUUGGAACAGCUGCACUUUAUUAAAAAGGAGGAGGCAGCUUUGCAUUUUUGCAAGGAACUUUGAAUGCAAAUAGCUCCCCUCCGCCUUUAGAGAAAAUUGGAAAAUUAGGGAGAAUGAUGUGUGAGGGCUCCCUCUCCCUUCCUCCGACAGUGAGGGGAUCAAAAUGCAUUUUUAAAGGAACGCUUAGCUGGCAUUCUGCUUCUGCACCAUAGCUGUGGAAGCCAUAUUAGAUAUCCAGCAUGCCAGGAAGAAGUACGUUUAGGGGGAUGGGCUGGAAGCAAAGCGGGGGAAUGAGAAGAAGAAGACGUCUUGUGCUUCCUGUAAAAAUCUCAGAACAGAAUCAUGUUCAGUUUCAUAAAAGUGCGCACACACACAGUCCUUGAGGCUGAUCCAAUGUGUUUUGGGGUGCUUGUGGUGGAAAAAUCCAAGUUGUCCCCUUCCAGACACAGGUCAAACAUGGGGUUCCCAAAGCAAUUUCAUCUGCCCUGCAACCCUACCAAGGCCUUAUCUGUGUGGAGUUGUUGUUGUUGUUGUUGUUGUUGUUGUUGUUGUUGUUGUUCUUCUUCUUCUUCUUCUUCUUCUUCUUCUUCUUCUUCUUCUUCUUCUUCUCCUUCUCCUUCUCCUUCUCCUUCUCCUUCUUCUUCUUCUUCUUCUUCUUCUUCUUCUUCUUCUUCUCCUCCUCCUCCUCCUCCUCCUUCUCCUCCUCCUCCUCCUCCUCCUCCAAAAAUUGAUGUUGGCUUCCUCAUGAGGGAAAGCAUGAUGUUUUCAAAAGUUGUAAAAAAUUAGGGCAUGCUGUGCUUGGUGCCCUACAGCUGUUCCUAUGCUUUGAAGCCCCUCACAGCUCAGUGGCGCUGACUGAUAAAGAGUCCCCCACCUGGGGCUCAUCAAAUGUUUCGUUGCUAUCCUACUCUUUCCUGCAAAGAGCUCAGGGUUCUCCCCUCCCCAGCCUCACCACAACCCUUUGAGGGAAAGAACGACUAGCCCGGCUUCAUGGCUGAGUGGAGAUUUGAGCCCUGGCUGCUCAGGUCCUGGCCCAGCCCUCUAACCGCUGCACCACGCUGCCCCUUGCACUGCCUUUGUCCGUUUCUACAAGGUUUUGCAGGAGAGUUCUUCAGCACCCCGCGGAGCUCAGCCUCCCGGGCUCUGGGGCAUUCAGUCCUAGAGCAGCGAGUGCCAGCAGCCCCCAAAACCCCACAGCAUGGCUCUCGCAGGCCCCCCCAUCACAAAUCCCAAAACCGUCUUGCGGUGCUGAGUCCGGCCAUUGUCUCUCUCCCGCAGCCGCCUGGGGAGGCCUGGUGGUUCAAGUUAGCGCGUUGGUUGGGAAACCAGCCUCUCGUUUCCAUGUGGGUUUGCUCAUUAAGGCUGCCUCCCCGCCUGCCCCCCUGCUCUGGAACAGCAAGCAGCCCUUUCCCAUCGCUCACCAAACCGAUGCAAACCUCUGGGUGGGCGGACUUGAUUCUGCACAAGGAGCCCACAGGUGGAAAAGGCGGGGCCCGCUGGGCUGGCUGUGUGUGGCAGGAACCCCCCCCCCAUCCACAGACACACACCAGGGAUGGGGGGAGGCUUUUUGGCCCAGCAGGCCAGAUCUUUCACUUCCCCCCACCGACCUGCCGUGGGGGCAAGGCAGACAGGGACUAAGCACCACCAGCUGCUGCUGUUGGGGAGCUCAGCCAUGCUUUCUGCAGGGAUCGGGUGCACGAGAAACGGGGGCCUGGCUGUGGAUUUGGGGAAACUGCCUGGGGAGGCCUGGACGGCCAAAUUCACCUUAUGGGCUGGAGGUUCUCCAUCCCUGCCGUACAGGCAAAACCUUUCCAAGGCACGGGUGGGGUGGGGUGGAGAAAUACACGGGUGGAGCUUAAAUGAAGAUUGAGUGACUUCAUGCUUUCUCCAAUUGCGGCUGAUGCCCAUCAUCUAAAGGGCUGCCCUGUGAACCGAUUCUGUCUUCAGAUGUCCUUGCUGGUGCCCCUGCCUUUGGAGGGAAAGUGGGUCUUGACCAAGGAUUGAGCCUUCUCAGUGGUGACACCCUCUUUGUGCAAUUAUCUCCUUAGAGAGACUCCUAUGGCAUUGAGUCUAGUGUCACCCUAGUACCCGGGGGAAGACAGGCGUGUUUAUCAGCGUUUUCAAUCCAUUUCAUGCUGCCGGCCUCUGUAUCCAGUGCCAUUCCCCCUCCCCAAGUGUUCCUUUUGUGUUUUGUAUAUCUGUGCUGCCCGCAAAAUGCCUUCAGCGCUGCUUGUUUGUCCGGUUGCCUUUUUUAAAAAAAUUGUCAUUAUCACUGGUGUCUUCCUGCUGCUUAAUGUGGUGAUCUCACUCUCCAGGAAACCUGCAGGAAAUGCCAGGGCCUCUGGAAGGAGCAUAUGAACCUCACCUGUGAACAGCUGGCUGAGAAGGAUGACAUAAAAUACCGAACAUCUAUGUAAGUAACUUUGUGAAGGUCAGGGAGAACCAGGAAGCCUUUUUUUCUAGUUUCUUAUUUAAGCCAGUCCAGAAAGUACCUGCUACUGAGCCUCCUCAGCAAGAGGGCUUUUGUGCUUCAGGAUAUAUCCUAGAAUCGUAGAAUGGUGGAGUUGGAAGGGACCCCCCAGGGUCAUCUAGUCCAACCCCCUGCAAUGCAGGAAUCUCAACUAAAGCAUCCAGGACAGAUGGCCAUUAAGCGCUGCUUAGAAACCUCCAAGGAAGGAGAGUCCACAACUUCCUGAGGGAGGCUGUUCCACUGUGGAGCAGCUCUUACUGUCAAAAUGUUCUUUGUGAUAUUGAGCUGAAAUCUCUCUUGUAACUUGAAGCCAUGUGUUCAAGUCCUGCACUCCAGUACAGGAGAAAACAAGCUUGCUCCAUCUUCCAUGUGACAGCCCUUGAGAUAUUUGAAGAUGGCUCUCACAUCUCCUCUAUUCCAGGCUAAACCUGCCCAACUCCCUCGAGGUAUCUGCUUUUAUGCGCUCUGAAAGAGCAAACCUCUGGGCGCAGGACAGCCAGGAGAGAGCUGCUUUGCAUAUAUAGUUUUAAUAUAGUUUCUUAUCCUUGAGCAGCUGAAAUUCUACUCUUGUUGCAGACAAUAAAACGUCCCGUUUGAGUCUUGGGAAGGGGAAGCGCAGCUGGAGUUCAGGCCCAGCUUCCUGCUCUGCUUGGCGCUUCCUGCUGGGAAGAUGAGAGGGAGCAGCCCAGAAAACGGGGAGCAGAGUCUGCCUCUGGCGGGUUUACUGUCUGCCCUAAGGGCAAGCACAGUUCCCAAAGAGGAAUUUGAAAUGGGGAAACUGGGAAAUAAAAGAGGCGAUAAAAAUACAGUGUUACACCCUGCAGCAUCUAGCACAGCACAUUACGGUUGCAACAACAGGCAGGAAAAUCAUUGAGAGAGCUGCCAAGACCCUCAGUGAUUUUCAAGUGGUCUGGGGAUGUGGGAGUUUGGAGCCACCAAACUAAGACAUGGGUGUGAGAGGCUCUUGGCGGAGAUCUAGGAGUAGCAGGAUGGGUUUCACCUCUUUCAGUCACAGAGCCAAGGUCCAAAGGCACAUCAUGCAGACAUAGAAUCAUCUUCCUGAAGUGAAGGUCAGUCUGGUCAGUGCCUGGACAGGACUGCAAAGCCUCCCUGUGCUGUCUUGAGUCGUCAUUGUCUUCUUUGGCGAUCCCUCGUAGCCGAGUAAGAUUGUCUUCCAUAAACACGGUUUUAACAAUGAGUCCGUAAGUGACUGUGGAGGCCAAUUCUGGAUCCACACGUCCUUCCACAGUGGGGACAUUGGUUUCCAGGCGGGAGUUGAUCAUGGUGUGGAUUUGCCAGGCAUGCCUUCCUCUUAGCAUGUUUCUCCCUUGCGUUCUGAGUUCGAGUGUCUUCAAGGUCGAUGACACCUUUGGGAAAGGCUGUUCUCCAAUUGGAGCGCUCUCAGGCCAGUGUUUCCCAGUUGUCGGUGUUUAUACUACAUUUUUAAAGAUUUGCCUUGAGAGAGUCCUUAAACCUCUUUUGUUGACCACCAGCACUACGCUUUCCAUUUUUUAAGUUCAGAAUAGAGCAGUUGCUGUCUUGAGCACCAUAUUGAGAGAGGCACAAGGCAUAAAAUCUAAUAUUUGUCCGGUGGGAGGGAAAAGUCUGCAGUUGAAACCGUGCGAUGUAAACUAAGGAUCUUCAGAAAGCAUCCUUGGAUACUGGGCUGUGUUGUGGGAAGGAAAACAAAAUGUAGGUGCUCUGUUAUAUAACUUGUAAACAUCAGCAGAAGCACAGAGUGAUUAAAGUGCUGGUGCAAUGCUUUAACUUGUGUGGGGAAAGCUUAAAACUAUUGUCAGGCCCGAAACACCUCCUGUUUGCAGAACAGAAUAGUUAGCAAACCUUUUGCAGCAUCUCUGUAACCAAAGCAACAGGCUCUGAUUUAUCAAAGGCGUCAAGCAACAGUGCAGAGUUUGCAUUUCCUGCUUCUUUCAUGGCCUCAGCUAUAUAUUUUCUGCUUGUCAGAGGUGAGGGUCUGUGUGUGCUUUGACUCCUGGGUUAAAUUAUUUCUGCAUUAACGUUUAGCUCCCCCACCUCUUUGACGCUCUGGGAAACCAGAUUUAAGCCUGCAGAAUGCCAGCCUGCAAUGAACCUCCUUUCACUUAAUUUGUCUCCAAUUCAUCAUAAGGUAAUUCUAAAUAGACAGCCACAAAGACCUCCUUGGAAACAGCAUGGGAGGGGUGGGCUUCAUACCCCCCCCUUCCUGGGAAAGAGCCUGUUCGAGAUGGCAGGGUUGCUAUUGACAUGGUUGCUAAAGAAUGGGGGGGGGGGUGUUCAUCUAUGUGGAGACUCUGAAGGCAAGAGUGUGACACCCAGGCCCAUAGAUCUCUCAUCAGCCAAAGAACAAGAGCACUCACUAACACACAUCUAAACAAAUGUAUGAAUAAUUAUAUUAUUGUGAUUUGAUAUGUAAUACUUUGGGCUGUCACCAUUUGAAGAAAUGUUAGCUGAUGAAGUCUGGAUCAAUGAACGAUGCAAUUCUCUACAUGCCUGCUCAGAAUUCAUUGGGAUUUAGUUUGCAUAUGACCAAACAUCAUAGCUUUGAAGGAAUUGACGUUUUCUUCUUAGAGGAGUGUGUGUGUGUGUGUGUGUGUGUGUGUGUGUGUGUCAGCAGACACCUGCAUGAUGGUGAUGGGAAACACCUCAUCUGAAAUGACACCUGCCACCUUCUGUUUAUAAGAAAAUCCUUAUUUAAAAAUCGUCUGCAGCGGAUGACGUGUGCUCCAGCCCACCAAACACAAAAGCUGAUGGCAUUAAGGAUAUUGGCAGACUGGACGGUGUGCAGAGGAGGGCGACCAAGAUGAUCCAGGUCUGGAAAGCGAGCCUUAUGAGGAACGGUUGAAGGAGCCUGGGAAAGAGGAGGCUGAGAGGGGAUACGAUAGCCAUCUUCAAAUAUCUGAUGGGCUGCCACAUUGUUUUCACCUGGUUUUUUUGUUUAACCCUUUCCCAAUUGCCUCAUUGUAGAGAAGAGAAGAUGACGGCAGCCCGCAUCAGAAAGUGCCACAAGUGCGCCACCGGCCUGAUCAAAUCCGAAGGCUGCAACCGCAUGUCGUGCCGCUGUGGCGCCCAGAUGUGCUACCUCUGCCGAGCCGCCAUUAAUGGGUACGACCACUUCUGCCAACACCCCCGAUCCCCAGGGGCCCCUUGUCAAGACUGUGCCAAGUGUUCCCUCUGGACAGACCCCACGGUAAGUGACUCUAAUAGACGCUAGUGGCUCCGCUUCCCCCGACUGCUCUCCUGCGCGGAUUCGGGAGCGGAGCAUUCUGGGAGCAGCUUGCGGUAAAAUCACAAGUGACCGCUGGCCCUGUCCUUUGGAUGUGCCGUGCCUUCGCCUCCAAGGCGGAGCUUCCUGUGGCAAUAUAUGCGUAAAAGUCAGAGUGGCGGCUUGAUUUUAUUAUCCGGCCAGUGUGGUGUAGUGGUUAAGAGCGGUGGACUCGUAAUCUGGUGAACGGGGUUUGCUUCUCUGCUCCUCCACAUGCAGCUGCUGGGUGACCUUGGGCUAGUCACACUUCUCUGAAGUCUCUCAGCCUCACUCACCUCACAGAGUGUUUGUUGUGGUGGAGGAAGGGAAAAGGAGAUUGUGAGCCGCUUUGAGGCUCCUUAAGGGGAGUGAAAGGCGGAACAUCAAGUCCAAACUCUUCUUCUUCUUCUUAUAGCUUAAUAACCAGUGAACAUUUAAAUGCACCUGCGUGCUGCCAGCUCUCAGUACUGGCGCCCUCUUUGAGAUUGCGUUGCAAGCGUGAGAGAACUUACAAUUUAAUAAACGUAUCAUAGGAUCAUUGUUGGAAGGAGAGGCCAUUUUAAUACCUUCCUUUUCCUGCUGCAAUGAUGUGUUGGGACCAAAGUAGCCUCUGAGAACAAGCAGAGUCCACCUUCUGCCUCAGCAUCCCAGCAUAUCGCCCAUUCAUUGACUAAGGUGGCGAGUUUUCUAACUCUUCAUAGAGCUCUUUAGUUUUUCUGCAAUAGAACCCCAAUGGACGAUUAAGAUUCUGGAGAGAGUUGUCUGGGCCACACUUUGUUUGCAGAGAGCGCUCUCCCACGCCUGCUGGAACUCCCAGUCCUGAAUCCAGAGUUAUCCAUCCGCCUGCCUGCUAAGACAAUCUCUUUCGCUCACAGAAGGGCUGUUUUGGACAUGGCCAAAGACCAAUGACCACGGCCAGCAUGGCCAGGCACCUGCCAAGGACCCACCUCCCAGCAGGGGCUCACUGGAAGCAUCCCUGUCCCUGUCCUCCCCCCCUCUGGACCUGCUGCAGUGAAAGUCCCUGAGUGAGAGAGAUCCAUGGUGGGUGUCCUGCCCACGAACCCCCGCAGAGCCUAGGGGUAGCACUACGAGGAUCCUCCUCACAUCUGGGAGAGGUCUGCUCUGUGCAAGCUCUUGACACCUUUUUGCGACCCACUAGAGUUUCUGUGCUUCAUUCAUUCAUUUAUUGAAUUUAUAUACCGCCCUAUACUGAAGACUCCCACCUUCCUACUGCUCCCUGACUUCUCCCCCAGCAGCCUAAGGCUCUGUCGUCGUGUCUCUCAUUGCUUCUCCCUUUUCAUACCUCUUCUGGUUCUGGGAGACUGGGGGAGGGAGGGAGCAGGUAGUAGCAGUAGGGAGAUCUCCCUGGCUUCUUCAGCAGCCUGCCUCAGCCCCUCUGCUUCGGUCUUUGAUUCUGGACUUCUCUCUGCCCCAGCCUCUCCCAGCUCACUAAGCCCUGCUGCCUCUUCAGCUUCCGACACCCCCUUCUCCCAGUCUGCUCCCUCUGGCCACUCAACAUCUUCAUUUCAUUUUAUUUCAUUUCAUAUUGAAUUUAUAUAGCGCCCUAUACCCGGAGGUCUCAGGGCGGUUCACAAAAAAGAUAAUAAUAUAUAAAAUAAAAAUAAAAACAAUAAUCCAAUAGUGCCCCCCACAAAAAGAGCCACAUUUUAAAAGGGCAUAGGAUGUAAAUUGGAUCAACCAAAGACCUGGUUAAAAAGGAACGUUUUUGCCUGGCGCCUAAAGGUGUGUAAUGAAGGCGCCAGGCAAACUUCCCUAGGGAGAGCAUUCCACAGACGGGGAGCCACUGCAGAGAAGGCCCCGUUCUCGUGUUGCCACCCUCUGGACCUCUCUUCCAGAAGCACCUUCCUUAUUCCUUGUUUCUCUCACUGUGGCACAAUGUCCAAGGCACAGCAAGAAGGCUUCCGCUGCCCUGCGCAAGAGUCCACAGAGCCACGUACUAAUGUGCUUCCACACACCACUUAAGCCAGCUCCUUCCCCAAAGUGGCUUGCCUUGCCUUCCAUAGGUUGCAGUCCAUCUCCCUGCUAGUUCUCAGCCAUGAGCAAGCUGCCUGUGCCUCCGUGCAGGAGCUCUCCCUUCUACGGGGGGCUUCAUCCCCCCUUCCCCCCCGCCCUGCUUGCUGACUCCAUUCCAGACCUGUACUCUCUCCCUCCUCCCGCCUUGCCUCUUGUUACUCAAGCGCUCCCUGACUAAGCUGGGAAUGAUUUGAAAGGAGCUCUUCUCCCUCCCUUCCCCCUCCUGGAAGUGUCUGCCUCAUGAAAUCAUUUCAGAGCUUAUUGGGAACGGCUGUGCCUGCACAUGCAUGAAAAAGGAAGCCCUUUUAUUAAUAUUUCUUCAAAAAUUGGGGGGGGGGAUGCAUUGCAAAUGGAGAAACCAGCUCCCAGUAACUCUUUUUAAAAUGCCAAAAAAAUAUUUCUCCACCCUGAAAUAAUUAGCCAGUCUCUCCCUCCUCCCUCCCAUCUUUUGGUGAUGUUGCUGCACUGGACAAAAAUCCCCUAUAGAAAUAUUCUGUGAUUGCAUUUUUUAUUUUAUUUUUUGAACUCUGUGCUGGUUGAGAAUGUCUCCUUCCCGUCUGGCCCUUUUCCCCUUUCCCAACACUUCACGUUUUCUUUCGCUUAGCUGUGCUCUUGCUGUGUGUAGAGACGCACGCCUGGAACUACUGAAGCAGGGAAACAAAAAUAGAUGCGUUUUGUUUCCCUUCCACUCCAGCGGAAAGGAGUGCAGUGAUCCAGCAGCCUGCACCCAAUUUCCUGCAAGGGGGGAGCACAUCCCAUGCCCCACCCUCUGGGGUGAGCUUUGCCGGGGGGGGGGUAGCAUCCCAGUUCCAGAUGCAGCUCCGAGAAGAGGCCAGCCUUUGUGACACCACCAAGACACCAACCACAUCCCUCACUCCAGUAGCUUCCGCUACCGAGUUGGUUAAAAGGGGAUAAUCAAUAGAAUGGUGGUAAUGCAUUUCAGUGAACAGAUUAGUUAACCGAUUUAAAGGGAUCUUUAAGUAGCAUAAAGCCAUUGAAGUGGUGGAGAAGGUAAAAGCAGAAUAAAGCACAAGUUCUCAAACCAAUAAAAUGGUUCCCGUAAGCUCUAAAAACAAUACAACCAUAUUUACAAAUUCUGAAAACGAUAAAACAUUUCCAUCAGCUGUGCAGUUGUUCCGUAAAUGGCGGGAGGGAAGGCUGACUCGGCAUUCAGGAUUCCUUCCAUUUUCAUUGUGGGCAACACUUAAUGACAUCUCCGCAGACAGACAGUUGCUAAAUGAAAUUCCCGUUGCUUAGGAGCAGGCCAUUGUGCUCUGUGCAGCAGCCUGCAUUACCUAUAGCUAGCAGCACCAGACUAAACUACGCAACAUUAGCACACACAUGCAGAUUUCCUUGGUUUGCGUGAUUUAUGCAAGGUGCAGAGUCCCUCCUUUUCUCUCCGCAAGGGCUGGGUUGGGUUUAACUCUGUGCAGAAUGUUAAUCGUUGGUGCAGCUUCUCUGCAUGGUCCCCGUUGCUUUUCCAGUGCAUAAAGAACAGGAAGACCCACAGAACAGAGAGAGGAAAUGAAGAUGCAGUUAAGCCCAAAAGUGUAAUGCAUUUGUGUGUGUGAUAGCAGAAGACAGAACACGGGCUGAAAAUCUCUUUCAGUCUCUUAGCCUUUUCCAAUCCCGCCCACUGAAUUCAGCGGUCUUGGGAAAAGCAAUUGCAGCCCCCACCCCCUGGAAAUUUACCCACAACCUUCAUGUGCAUAACUGGCCGGGAGAAGUUAUUUCACCUGUUUUUGCUGGUAGAGUGUUAGCUGUAAGCACAACUUGUUUUUUAUGGCAUAAAUUAUACAAAAUGUUCAAACAGUGUCCAAUAAAUAUACACUUAACAAGGGUGAGAAUGGAAUAUUUUGCUCAGAUUCCCAGGGCAAAGCAGAAUAAACACCACUUGAGUAUGGUAAACACGAGCUUUUGCUAGCCAUGUUCUUUGAAUACAAUACAGUACUAUUUUCAUAUUUUUGAGUCUUGUUUAUGCACUGCUAUCUUGGGACCCAAUUAUAUUUUGGCAUGCUCAGGCAGAGGCAAUUUACAGGGGGAAGAAAACUUGUGUGAAUUCUUAAGUUGCAGUUUCUGGGCUGGGAUAAAGCUCUGCCAGGAAUGCUGUCCUUCAUUCUGCAUCCUCAGCAGGCAGAAACAUUGGCAUUUUCACUGUGCCCCCUAUAUAUGUGUCAGGCGUUAAUACCGCCAUGUGUGCAGCUGUUUUGCUCCUUUGUCCCCUCCCAGGCUUCCCCCAAUUUCUCUUUAAAGUAUGCAAAUCCAUAUUGUACAUUGAUCACGUGCCAAAAGAACGAAUAGCUGAGCAGGAAAGUGUGCAAUGUGAAGUGAAAAUAUGCACUGAAAACUGGCACAUUUCAGCAGCAUCUGGGCAGAGGCGUGGCAGUUUGCAGAAUUAAGAAAUGAGGUGGGGAGGUGCAGACUUGGCCUCCGUGCUGCUGCUCAAGAAAACUGACAGCCUGGUCACUUUUUCUCACCCCUUGAAGAUCCUCUCAGGCAGAACGUGGCAAGAUCACAUUGCUGGCCAAAGCUCUCUUGCUGUUUGGGGGGAACCUACGGGGCCGCCUCUCCUGGUAUGCCCCAAUGGAGGACCUUACGGUCCAUAAAUAACAACAUUUUGGAGGUCCCAAGUCGCAAGGUGGUUAGAUUGGUCUCAACUAGUCCCAGGGCCUUUUCAGUACUGGCCCCGACUUAGUGGAACGCUCUGUCACAAGAGACCAGGGCCCAACGGGACUUGACAUCUUUCCGCAGGGCCUGCAAGACAGAGCUCUUCCGCCUGGCCUUUGGUUUGGACUCAGUCUGACCCAUACGUUUCCCUCCCCUUAUGGUUUUGCUCUAUGGGCUACUUUUAAAACGAGGCUGCAUUUUAAAUUGCUCCCCCCCCCAUUAUGUUUUUACUGUAAUUUUACUGGUGUUAGCUGCCCUGAGCCCGGCUCUGGCCGGGUGGUGGGGGGGGUAUAAAUAAUUUUUUUAAAAAAAAUUAUUAUUAUUAUUAUUAUUAUUAUUAGCAAAUCCACAAGCUUCCAGGAAAACCAUACAGUGUGGCUGCAGCUGGGGAUUCUCCCCAUGGAGGCUUCGGUGGGGAGCUGACAGAGUCCGCCCCCCCCGCCCACUCUGAGCCUGCAGCUGGCUCCCCGUCACACCUGCGGAAUCCCAGGUGACUUGCUCUGUGCUGCUCCAGCAGAACCUGACAAGAUGCAGGCGUCCUACCUGUCACCACUGCAUCACGCCGUUUCUCUAAGGAAUUCAAAGUGGCAGGUCAGGGGCAGGAGGGAGCCACGCAGUUUAUCCUCACAAAAAUAUUUCUAGGGCUUGUAGUCAGUCAGAUCCAGCAAGCCUUAUCCUACUCUCUGAUUUGGGGGGAAAGGGAAUUUGAGGAAAGCAGCUGCCUGGCUCUGCUCUCUCUCUGUGUGUAUAUGAGAGAGAAAUGUCCUGUGUUUGUUCUUCCAGUGGUACUGAUGGGAUUAAUUCCAGAGUAGCACCAACAUUAGUCUGUUGAAGCAGCAACAACAAAAAUAAUGCACUUUUCUGUGGCACCUCUGCCAUAACAGCACAGGCAUAGGCCAUGACGAAGGAAGAGCUCUGGUCUGUGAUAUUUCACAAGCACAGUAAUUGGCGAUUUUGCUGCCCUCUUGUUCUCAGCUUUUGCUGUGUUAGCUUGUAGUGGGAGAAAAAAUCUCUGCCCUUUAAAUACCAAACUUGAUUACGGUUCUCAGCUGGGAUUAGUGCCUCAGGGGCGCCUUCUCACAUCCAGGAUCAGGCCACGUGGCCCAAAGCGGGAAGUUCGCCACCUACUCACUUGUAAAGCAGAUGCGCGGUACGACUGGGUCAGUUGCAGGGUCAGAGUCGUGGCUGCAAAGGCUUUCCUCGAGUGGCUGUCUGCUAUCAACGAUCCAUAGGGCCUUUGUUUUCGAAAGCCUUUUGGAGGCAGCCUGCUGACUCAGGAAAGAAAUUGGAGUGAGGGCACCAGCCUUGCUGGACAGAAGACUUCUCCUCGCUGGUGGGAUGCUGAGCUCCUCCCGCCAGAAAGCAGAACGGGGAAACUUGGCAGAGUUUCGAGAUGUGCUGGGCUUCACCAGAUUCAAAUCUGGAAGCUGGCAAGCCUCCUGCAUCCAUCCAUGUGUUAUGCAAAGACAGCACAUUUUGCAGGAGUGUCCCAGGGCGUUCUCCAAAUCCAGAGCGUUUUCCACAUUGGACGGGGGGUGGGGGGGUGGAAUACAGGAAGAGAUUAAAAGGGGGAAAUGAAAACAAGCUGUGCUGAAGUUCUUUGCAUCUCGCAAGGCAGCCAGACUCUCCCUCCAACUAGUCCUGCAGUCUACAUCUCUCUCUCUCACUUUCUGUCCCCCUGAUCCUAUGCUCUGCAUAAAUUUUUAAGAUGUAACUUUGGGCAUGCUUCCAAAAUUGAGGUUUUUUGAGAACUGUGGAAUGUGGGGACAUGCAGAGGGAUGAGGAAGAGGAAUGGAAAGAAAGGAGAACGGAGUAAGGAUGGCCCCGUUUUGGAGAGAGCGUGCGGUCUAGGCUGGCAAGCAGUGUUGGCGAUUGUGGCCGGUCCUAUCGUUGGACAGAGUGAGGGUGGGGACUCUUUGUUUCCUGCCUGCCUUGGUUAAUCUCCUUCUCCCAGCAUAUGUCGUAGGCAUUGCGGAUGGGAGACGCCCCCUGCCCAGCCAGCUGAGGAAGCAGGCAGAGAAAUUCUGUGUGGCAGGAGCAGGAGCAGCAAACAACGUCACAGUGAAUCGUCGUCGCUUGUCUUCACUUCCCCCACUGCCCUGCUCACAGUUGUGAAGAAUAUUCCUCCGUUACGAAUGGUCCAUGCCGCCAUUAAAAAAAAAGAGGUUGGAAGAGGCCAAUAUAGAUGUGGAAUGUCCCUAGAUCAAGUGACUUUUCUUCUUUUAAUUUCUUAACCUAGCGCAAGGUUGUCAUCUGCACUGUUUAACUGAGAAUCCAUCACAGUCAGUCCAUCAUUUGAAAAAUGAGGCUUUCAAGCCGUCUUGUCCCAAAAUGGCAACUAGACAUUCCAUUUUGGCGACCGCAACCUUGAAUUCAGGAGCCAUUUGGCGCCUAGUUUACAGACCUGAGUUUCUAGCUCUGCUCCUAUUGAGCCUCUUAAUCUGAUUAUUCAAGGCCUGCCUCCUCCUCCAUGGCAGGCAGCCUCUCCCAGGCAGCCCGGCUGUGGGGCUCUCUGGAGCUGCCCCCUGAACAUUUCACGCUUGGAUGCCAUUUAAAGGAUUAGCAUCGCUCCAGCUGCUCCUUGGCAGGGCUGGGGGGAGGCGCCGCUUGUUGCCAUCUGCUUCGUCAGUCUUGCAAGCUUUGCGGCAGGAUCAGUGUUCUGCCUGUAAGCGGCUUAGUCACGCUCCAUGGUGUGGGUGAGGAUUCGUGCAAGCGCACAGCAAGUUGUCAGCAGUGUGGCCGUGCACCUGCUGCUUGCUCCCCCCCCCCCCCCAGUUUCAAAUACAGUCCAAGAUGUUGCUGAAAAUGUUCGGCUGCACAGCCGGCCGUCUGCACCCGCAGCGCUGGAGAGGCGUCCGCCCGAACCUCUUUUUCGUGGCAGCCGGGGCUUAGAGCGACCCGGCUGGCUGAAAUGGUGCUCAGUUUCCACAGGAAGUGGUUAUUCGCUGCUUACCAAAUUCAGAUUCCUGCAAACCACCUCCUCCGUCUCCUUUUCUUCAAAUAAGGCCCUGGCCCUCAGGCCUCAAAGUGUCCGGGGUGAUCUCGAGAACCAGAUGAGGUCGCCGAGCAAGAUUUCUAAUAAUAGCCAGGGAAAAUACAUAAACAGCAACACACUUUUGCAGAAUAAAUGCAUGCAAAACUGACAGAAUUCUCUCGGGUUUGCAUAUUUCUGCACAAUUUGCAGAAUUCAGAUUUUCUCUCCGCAGAUUUCAGCACAGAAAUUCGAUUUUCCUUCUUCGUCUGUUUGGGCGUUGAGAGAAAACAGCCUGGCUGACGCUUUUGUUUGUUUCUGUCCUUUCUAGGAGGAUGACGAGAAGAUAAUCCAGGAGAUUCAGAAGGAAGCUGAAGAGGAGCAAAAGAGGAAAAACGGAGGUGGGUGGUGCCUCCCCCUCCCCCCUUAACAGGCAGAGGUCGAUGGGGGUCCCUGGAGAACAGAGCAGCCCCAAUUCCCAGAAGCGCUUUCUGCCUAAGCCCCAUGAUUACCCACACGAGACACACUUGGCUGGUCGGUUGUCUGCCUGUUGGUUGAUCUUGCAAACUUUAGAUGAAAAUGAGCUGGUAGUGUUUGCACAAUUCAGCACCCUAGGGAUAUUCUGUAGCCUCAAGGGGUCUGUAGUAAUCAUCAUCAUCAUCAUUUAUUUAACCUCUAUACUGCCCUUCACCUGAGGAUCGCAGAACAGUUUAAAGUAUAGAAACACAAGAAUACAUAACAUAAUAACCCUGGGAUAACCUCAGCUGCACUGCCUGAGUUUUGGCAGGCAGGUUUCAGCCAGGCCCGUGUACGUGGCAUGCAGGUCUUCUGCAGAAAAAGCAGAGCAUUACAACCACCGUGGGGUUUUAGCCGAAGGUUACGUUUGGAGAAAAGGAUUGAGAAAGGGGAAUUCCAAUGGCAAGUACAGUGGUACCUUGGUUUGCAACCAUAAUCCAUUCCGGAGGUCUGUUUGUAAACCAAAACAAGUUGUAACCUAAGGCGUGCUUUUGCCAAUGGGGCCUCCAAUUUUAUUUUUUUUUUGUAAUAAAAAAAAAAAGGACUGUAUUCCAAAAAAAGGUUGCAAACCAGGACAUGCACUUCCGGGUUUGACAUGCUUGUAAUCCAAAACAUAUGCAAACCAAGGUACCACUGUAAUAAGUUUGAGUUCACCAAAAUUACUUCUUUUUAAAUUAUAUAUGUGACAUAGGGGGAAACUGGUUUUUUUUUUAAAAAAAAUUGGCUCAUUGCAUGAGUUGAUUGAGUAAAAUGCAUCAUGCGCAAAAGCCGUAGACCUAAAGCAGGAAGCAUGGGAGUUGCCUGCAUCUCUUAUAGCAGCAGUAUUAGAAAAUGGAGAAUAUCUCGUGUGGUGUUCUUUAAAGGUUCUGUAGGAUUUAUACAGUUUUAAAUCUGCUGCUCGGUUAAUCAUUGCACUUUUUAGAUAACUCAGAAAGAUUUUUCCAAACGGAUUUCAAUCCGAGCCAGCCUGGUUCUCCUCUAGCUGCUGCUGGACCCCUCGAUUCUUCUGACCGCCUUUGGCCCAGGGGUCCAUAAAUAUCUGGGGGAGUCAGGCUGGCCCUUCCCUGCCCCCAUCGCUUUAAAGGUUGAAGCUGAACUGCUGAUUCUGCUGUUUACCUGCCCUCCACAUUGUUGUCUUUCUUUCCUCCUCUAGAAAACAGUUUCAAGCGGAUUGGGCCCCCGGCAGAGAAGCCUGCGGAGAAAAUCCCGCGAAUCGAAGCCAUCCCCAGGCCGGUCCCGCAGAACCUUCACCACCAAAUGCCCCCUUACCCGUUUGUGCACCCUGCCUACCCGCUGAACAUGCCCCCCGUCCGCCCGCUCUACAACAACAUUGGCCACAUCAACAUGGGGCCCAUCCCUGCCCCUUAUGUGCCCCCCCUGCCCAACAUGCGGGUGAACUACGACUUCCCCCAGGUGAACCUGCCGCUGGAGCACAACCUCCCGAUGCACUUUGGCCCACAGCCACGGCACCGGUUCUGACCCGGCUCAGGGCGGCGCCAGGACUUUGGGAAGUCUCUGCAGGGAAAGUCCACACACUGGCUGACGCAGCCCGCCCCUUCCUCUCUUCUCCACUUUCCCAGUAAACUGCAAGCGCUGAACACGCUCCUGGGCGCCCCUCCGGUCUUCUCGUCCCCCAAGGCAAGAUCAGCACCUUUGCUGCCCAGUCUCUUUUGCGGGAAGCGGAAGGGACGGGAGGCUCGCCCUGGCACCCUUUUGCUUCCGCCGCUCGUCUAGGAAGGAAGUUCUCUGCUCAGUGAGGUAGGCAGGGGGUGCAGGGGCCUGUUUGGAAAGAGGCAGCGACGACUCGGACCCACGUGCCAAAACCACAGUUUCUCAUGCCUGCCCAAACGGCGCUGAGAGUGGAAAAAUAUCAGGUAGGAGGUUCAGCUCCAGCCAGCUACAGAUUUUGACCGGUGUGGUUGACGGGCAAAUUAAACCAUUGAUGGGAAACCACCGAGGCAAGCAGAAGUUGGCAGAGGCCGUUGCAAACACCAGAUUGGCAGCUUCUGUGGCCCUCAGGUCAGGAAGAAACCCCAGCAGAGCUCUUCCCACCACAACCAUCUUGUGCCUUUGGCACAGGAGUCAGGCGGCGGGUUGCAGCCAACUAAGUCCUACUCAAGAGUAGACCCGUUGAAACCAGUGAACCUAAGUUGGCCGUGCCCAUGAAGUUAAAUGGCUCCACUCUGAGCAGGACUCGCGUUGGCUGCAACCCAGCCUUCCCAGACUCAGUGUGUUGGUGGGUCGGGCUUUUCAAAGAGAUAUCAGAGGCCUCUGAUUCUUCCGAGGUGCCAAACUGAAGACUUGCUGUCACUCAGCUCAAUGUAACGUGAGACCGCAUCUGUUUAAAAUAAAUGCAGCUUCCGUGGCUGGAACAGUUCUCAAGUGUGUGAGCCAAACCUCUGGUGCUGGGCCUCUGACUUAGCAGUGCUAUGGCUUUGGGGUGCGUUGCCCCUGUGGCUGCUUCCUGCUGGGCUUUGCAUUGCACAUGGAAAGCCUUGUGGGUUGAAUCCUGGUACAGCUGCAGGGAGGGCGGUGUGGGUGGUGACGUGUCUGGAAUCUUUGGAAGGAACUGGGUGAGCGUUGGCUGGCUUCACAGGCGAGCCUCUGCCUCCUCUGGUGUUGUAGUCGGUGUGCUUUGCUGUUCGGGGUCUUCAGCAUGUUGGGAGUACCUGCUCGUUGACUUGUCUAGUUGUGGUCUGAAGCACUCUGGGGCAUCUUGCAGGCUUGGAGGUCAAGGAAUUCCCCCCUGCGCACUUGAAAGGCAUUUCCAGCUCCCAGAAGAUCGCAGAGUUGCUGCUGCAUACAUGGAGCUGCCUGAGGCCAGUGGAGCCCUCGUUAAUUGGGACAGGGCAAUCAUGACCCAAGCGCUCCUGGGCACUCUGCGUAUGUGCAAAGGCUUCCUUGGACUCUUGAGCCGCUGACCCACCGCACUCGGCUGUGGAAACCUUCAGCCUAAAGCUUUCCACUUGGAUUAUUCCAGGCAGGGCUGAAAGAGGGUUUGUUGAUCUCCAGCUCCCAUGCCCAGAGGGAUGAUGGGAGUUGUAGUCCAGCAGCCUCCGGAGGACCACCAUGGAUUCCCCACCCUUGGCUUAAGGGCUGUUUUGUACCAGUGCCGGCAAAUGCACAGCUGGUUGCAGCCUGUCCUUCAAAGGCUCCCAUGUGCCUGACCUUCUGCAUGACUUGCGGAACUCCAGAGCUCUGCAGUCCUGCCUCUGCUUCAAGGAGGGGUCUCUGUUGCCAGAUACGGACCACUUUUCGCACAACGACAUGUCAGGUCCAUCCCCACUCUAAGGCUUCUGUGCGGCGAGUGCGGCAGGAAUGAGCACUGGAUCACAUCCUGUCCGCCUGACUUAACGCCAGCCAUUUGAAACAGUUUUUCCCUCGCAAAGCUAUGAACAUGGAUGCUCUCAUUUGCUAGGAUUAUGAGCAACUUACAGAAAAUAACUCCAAUGGAGAAGAAUUUCCAACCACCCUUUUGCUUAAUAAUAAAUACAUUUCGCACUUACUCUUUGAAAUUCUGGGUCUGCUUUCCUUUUAGAAGUAUUACGAUAAAGCAUCUUUGGGGUGGAGUGGGGGCGUGGAACCCGUUCUGAGUUGGGCUCUUCUCUCCCCCGACCUUCCCUUUUGACCUUCGUAGUCCUGGGACUACGGGCCACAGACAAAGCCAAAUAUGGCAGCUCCGCCCUUUCCCCUCUCUUCCGAUGUUGGCCCCCCUCCCCCCUCAUGGAUUUGGGAGCUCCCUGCAUGAGCUCCACCAGGGCACGGAAAGCGGGCAAACCUUAAACCCUGAGAGGCAACCAAAACAAUUCUCCCAAUAGCCGUGGGGAUGCUCUUGCCUCCUGCCCUCCCCUCUUCCCUUGCAAUACGUACCCAAGCACCACCACCUAUUUAUUUGGAAACUGAUCUGUUUCAGUCCCUCCCACUCAUUUUAUUUGGUGCUCUCCUAGACUGCAACUCCAGCCUCGCCUGGCUGGGGGCCUGAGUCUAUAACAUCUGGAGGGCACCAGGUUGGGAAUAGCUGAGGGAGUGUGUUACAAAAGUGAAACAAUGACUCCUUUGCUGCAGAGAGAGAACAACUGCCUGUGGGACAGGUGUGGAGGGAGUGGUGUAUGCGCGCACUGCGGAUGAAUCUGGCAAUACCUGCAUUCCAAGUUUGUUGGCUUAAAAGUUCCAUUGCGUUGACUGUUCCAUGUUUGCUGUAGUUUAAAAUCAUGCUGUUUGUCGACACUGCUGCUCCUGUUCAGUGAUUCUUAAAAGGGGUCACGAUACAGCUGGCCAAGUGCUCUUUGGCUGAUUUCUCUUCAGGUUUUGACAUUAGCACCUUAACUUUAAAACAAAAGAUUAUUUGAUGUAGCAAUUGCCGGACAUGCAGGUGGCGCUGCGUUUGGAGAAAAGGAACAUCAGCAGGGCUAGCUGUCAGGAAACAAAGGAUGGGAGGACCGCUGGCGAUAUUUUUGAAAGCGUUGGGCGUGUGUGAGUGCAUGCAUGCAGCAACCAGCUAUGCAUGAAAGAAACCCCUCUUGUAUCACAGCUGUAGACAGAGAGGUGGCCUGUGGGUGCCAUCCUGCGGUUUAAUUGAUAAGAGAAGCUGCUUCUGAAAGCGCUUGGUGUUGGUGCAUCGCUCCCAGUUUGCCCAUUGGCACUGCCUUUCCAGGAUUGCUUCUGCAGUGUGCAUGUUCCCCCAGUCACUUUGGCUCCCCUUCCGUGGGUCUCGCUGGGAGGAGAAGCUCCUGCGCGCUCUGCGCUCUGGGCCAGGUCUACAUUCUAUGCAGCAGGCACAAUUUCCCUGGGGAGGCAGCGUUCCCCAGGUUGCAGAUGAAGCUCGGGUGGCCUUCCUGCCUACCGGCCCAUUCAUGUGCACAUGGACAGUUGUGCCGGGACAUCCUGAUGCUGUGUCCCUGUGUGUUUAAAGAUUUGGGUGAGGACCUUGCAUCCCUUUUUGUCUUGGGGAAUUCUGAUGCGCUCACAGUGGUUGUGUUGGCUGUGCAGAGUGUGGGGCUCCCCAGAGUGGCCAGGGCUCAGAGGCAAAGCUCAACUUCCGGCAAGGAGCUUGACCUUUUUGCCAACCUAGGCUGCAGAAUCGCCCUGGCAUGUGCAAGGGCCCUGGGUGCCUUUACCAAGAUGGUUAGAGCCUUCCUAACGCUGACCAAUCAGAUCCUUGCACACCAGAAGCAGGUCCUAAGAAUGGCGUUUCCCUAUUGUUAGGCUACUGUGCUCUCUUCCCCUUUGCUUUGACCAGCUCACAUGAAGUUUACCGUUUGUUAUCUCUAAACCGUAGCAUUUUGGAAGGUCUUUGUGGAUGUUUGUACUUGAGUGAACGUAGUUGGGAGCAGGCAGAGGUGCAGUUAAAGCUGGCUGCUGUUGCCUUAGUACGACUGGAGACCUUUCAUUGCAGUUUGCUGGACCCGUGAGGCCCUUGGCCCUUCACCAUCUCCCCAUUUUCUGUGCUGACUCUGGUUCAUAGCCUCCAUUCAUUUCAGGCUGCUUCCUGUAGAGAUGGAGACUUGGGUGGCGGCAGCUCCUGUUAGCCAGAGAUUGGAAGCUCAGCUGUUGCUGUUCUUCAUAUCCAGUGGAUUUCAAAAGCCAUUUAGCAUGGAUGGGAUGGCCCAUUCCUCCACCCCAUCCCCACUUGGUGCCCCUUUCAGUGAGGUUUUUUAUUUGGCCAGGGGUCCUCCUCUUUGCAUAGACAAAAUACUGAAGAAAGAUACCCGCCCAAGCUGAAUGACUCCUUAGCCUCUGCCUCCCAUCAUUCUGGUGCUCUGAGUAAAAUAAUUCUUUAAGCGGGGAUAAUCCACCUCUUGGGAAAUCGAGGCAUUUUGACUGCAAAGACGGUGCCUUUUUUACUGCAUCUGAAACUGAAACACUCUUUCCUCAUUCUUUGCCUGCCCACGAGCAGUGGAGAAAACCUCUUGGGGUCCAUACUGACUUAAAACAUGAUUUUUGGCCUUGCUCAUUUUGAUGUGUAAGCCUGAAGCAAAGACCUCCUUAGCCUAUGAUCAUGAACAGAGAUGCCAAGGUCCAGCUCCUGGCACUUCUUGAACAGCCUUGUUCAAUUGCCUCCCCCCGCCCCAGUGGAAGCGUCCCCGUGAGCAUUUUGCCUUUCUCCUUGCAACUUCUUGUUUGGGGUUGCGCAACUUCGUCCUAAACAAUGAGCCCCCCCAUCCCUUGAAUCGGAUUUUGGUCCUCGGUCCCUUUCCGUGUUAAGAACACCACGUUGGGGAGAAAGGGCAGGCAUCUGCAGGGAAGAGGCCCCUAGGGGGCCAGGAUUUCCUUUCUUGCAGGUAUUCAAGGAUGAAUCUUAACUUCGGAUAUAUGUUGGUUUCCUUUUCCAAGUUUCGCACGGGGAGAGCAUCGUCUCUUUGUGAGGGGUUUUCUGAGCUUCGGCCAGGGAAACUUUACCAAACCUGUGUGUCUGACAUGGGAGAGCGUUGCCCCCGUACUGUGACGCAGCGUGAAGGCCGGCUUCUCACUGCAGUGGCGUGCUUCAGUCCAGGCCGCACCACCUGGCCAUGCAGGUGAGGCCUCUCAUGACAGAACGCUUCUCUGCUCAAUUUUUUUUUUUUAAAUCCUUGCACGCAUAAAGCUAGCAAGCUCAAGGAUUCUGGUGUGGCCACUUCCCCCUGCUGUGUUAUUUUUCUGCAUAGGGGGAUUUAAAAAACAACCUGAAGAGGUCCGCCCGGAAACGUCCUGCGAACCAGGACGGUUUAGCAUAGGUAACAUUGAAGUCCCUUGAGCUUGAGCCAGGCUUCCUGGACAGGGCGCCCUCCAGUUGUUCUGCACUACAACUCCCACCAGUCCCAGCUAGUACAGCUGUGGUGAGUAUACAAUAUGGCCCUCCUGGCUGCGCAUUGUAGUGCAAAACAUCUGGCCGGGCAGCAGUUAGCAAAGGCUGCUGUCAACAUGCCUCUGUGGGCUCCAGGUUCUUGCGACCUCCUCUCUUCUUUUGUAUUUGCAUUUUCCUUUGUGGCUUUUUUUUUUUAAAUUAAAAAAAAGUUCAUCUCUCUUUACGGGUAGACACAGGGAAGUGUGUAUUUUGUACACCCCAAGCUUGACAUUUUAACAGGUACUUUCUAUUAUCAAAUUUGCAGUGUCGCAUUUAACUUGCCUUAAAAGGUGGAAAGAGAGAAAUCUAGUAUUUGCACUUCGCAAAAAAAGAAAAGAAAUGGAAAAAAAAGAGCAAACAAAUUGUGCAUGUCCUGGAACUUUGUAUAACAAUAGCUUAAAAAUGAAUAAGUGGUUUAUUAAUAAAGGAAAAAAAGAAUAUUUUUUCUUUACCUUCUGGUAGGAAACCAUUCUAAUAUUCUGUGUGUAAAAAGUCUCUGUAUUAUAUUGUAAUUUGAAUUUUUUGUAAUUAAAACAACAACCUUGUGCACUCUC
Podarcis lilfordi (Lilford's wall lizard) is the source of this 82001-nucleotide messenger RNA. NCBI's taxonomy places the organism in Eukaryota, Metazoa, Chordata, Lepidosauria, Squamata, Lacertidae. The record is from the annotation of a GenBank genome assembly.